Molecule: messenger RNA, 53728 nt
Organism: Spirometra erinaceieuropaei
Lineage: Eukaryota; Metazoa; Platyhelminthes; Cestoda; Diphyllobothriidea; Diphyllobothriidae
Source: the annotation of a GenBank genome assembly
AUGGAAGUGACUGCCCCAGCACUUAAGCUCUUGCCUCUCACAUACACCGGUCCACUGCUUGUCUGGCAUCCUCUUGAAGACAUGGAACCACUUUUCAUGGGGUAGUUUUGAGGGGUGGAUACGCAUUACCAACGUUUACGCAAGGAGCUUGAUCUUUGCUCGCAAAUAAAAGGUACUGCUAAGCUGUACGGUGAAUCAGGAGGGAGUGAUUCCUGGUAAACAGGGGCAAAUAAAGUGAACGGUAUGGUCAGUCAUCCGGUAAUCUAUACCCAAUAGUUAAUCCCCUCAAAAGUGAAGAGAAAAACUAACUCUCAACCAGACCCACUACGUUGGCAAGAGGUUCAGAUUAAUUGCUGGGGUAUUUAGGGGUUUGCUCAGAAUCCUUUAGCGGGAAUGCGAGCAUAUGAAGUAGUGACGGUGGCCAUUAAAUUAGACAUUUUUCCCAUUCCGGAAUUAAGAAUGAACUUAUUCAGCAGCCAAUACUACUUACUGGCCCUUUUAGCACAACAGGUUUCUUCGGCGGAUGGUGAAACGUUUCAGGGAGUGUUAUUUUCACGUGCAUAUUAUGUUAUCAUCUUUCUAUGCCUUCCUGUUCAAAAAAGAGCCGUGUCAGGAUGCGACUAACUGACUAUUAAAAGAACAUCUUAGGACACUCCCGACGUCGGUACUGUGAUAGCGAAUACAAGUUUUGACUAGGAUGACUGUUUUAGGACAGAAUAAUAUUAAUCUCGCUCCCAAAACCAAACCUGAUCAUGCUCUGCACGCCUCUAUAAGCUGUUCAGUUACAGCCGGGCGUAAACACAAUCGCAGCUUUAUAUUUAAGAACCCUUUUGCCGCAUUUGUCCUCUUUUGACGCGGACUUGGAGUUGGCCUCAUUUUUUGGGUGAUUGGGCAAAGGUUUCGCCCUCCUAUUGCAUAUGAAACAUUGUCAGUACAAACGACGUCGAGAGCACCUCCGCGGCGAACGGACCGACGAGCGGGCGGGCGGCAGUUGAUUGAAGCAUAAACAAGCGAGUAUUCUGCAGAAAGCCGCAAAUGACCCCGGGCCAUUAGAUGAUGGGUCAAAGAUUAGACGCGCCCCACCUCGCUAUCAACGCCGCGCCCUCUUAACGCGGCAUGAUUUAUUGCGUUUGGUCGAGGUAACUUCACCUUAACGAGGGGUAGAAAGGGAAGCAUAGUCUGCUGGACGAGGUCUUAGCUGGAAAAUUGUUUGGACUAAGGAAGAAACUUUAAUCAAGCAUGAGAGUGGAACAAGACGGAUUAAUUUUUUACUGGUCACGCUAACCAUUCAAUCAGUACCUAUUGACGAGGAUUUGAAAGGAUGAUCCCCAAAAUAUCGCAAGCCCGGGGGUUUGUUUAAUGUUAUUUCACUUAACUGUUUGUUCGAGGCUAUCGCGAGACACAUUUGAAACCAAUCAACUAACUGCAAGUACCAUAUAAGUGCCUUUCUUCUCUGUUAAAGGGCUGACCAUAUACUUAACUAUACAACUUAGUCUAUCGAAUUACAGUCCACUGACAUCAGCAUUAUGUGAUGCACGAGUUAGAAGUACCGGAAGACUAUGCUAGUAGCAUGUCGUUGGUGGCAUACAUUCAAACAGUCUCCAGCGCACUUUAGAACGCGCAUUCAGUUAUAAUCCCCAAGUCCGUUUCAUUGGCGGCCCUUAUGAUUAGGAACACAACAUGCUAUGCUUUGUAUUUUGAUGUAUAAAGCCUACUGAGUAUACAUAGGACAGAGGUUUUAAUGUUUUUUUUCAUCUUCUAGGCCUUACUAAAUCCCAAAUUCUGAAUUUAAUGCGGACUGGUCGACUGCGCUUCAGGCUUGUGUGAGUCAACAUUUUGGAUUGCAAAAAGCACGCUCCUAGUCUGCCUUACUGCCUAUAGACCACGCGAUGGUCCGUCUCAUAACAAAUUAAUCCGCUGUACUUGUUAUUGGUCAUAAAACGCAUAUACAUUCUCGACAAAGCAAUCCGAAAAAUUCGGUCUAACAAACAGUUCCAGACGAAAUUAUAAGUUCCCCAAAUUAGUAGAAAAUGCCCCUUUGAAGUCCCUUUGCAUGCUGCAAUUAUAAAAUAUCGCAAAGUCUAUCAUGAUAAUUAACUUAAGAAGCUACUCUAAAAUUCUAAGUUGUCCUGCAUUUCACUUCAUAUAAAGGCUUUAACGUGCGGGCUAGAUAGAUGGGAAAAUCUGGAAGAAAAUAAGCAGGCUCAUUUUUUUCUAAAUAUCACACGAGCUACAUAUAUCGUAAUAGUUGGUAAAGGCAAACAAGUACGCUAGCAUAGAGAAUGUUUUGAUAGAAGAUAUCUUUUUGGAAGCACGUAUACCUAGCAGCAGGUUAGGAAAAUAUUUAUGCUAGGGAACUGUUCCACAGCAGUAAUUUCAAACUUUGUCGGUAAGGCAUUGCCGCAAGGGCUUUUUAAAUUAUUUCUUAUGGUAAGAUCGAGUGUGUCAAGGUAAUAAUGUUGAGAUGUAAUCGUGAUCAACUGCUGUCACCGAACACCUUCCCACUAUAUUUUGUAACUAGAAUAACACCUAUUUUGCAAGAUUUUCACAAUAAAUGUGAGCUUUUUUCCUUUUCAGAUUCUCAGAAUGAAACCACAGGACGUGGAAGUAGCACCAUUUUAACUAUAUUAUUCAGUCAGUGACAAAUCGUAUAUGCCAAACAGAUUUUUACCUAUGGCCAAAGAGCAAAAAUUCAAUUUUUGACUCAGAUGACAGAUGUUCGACAAAUAAAUCCACUAAUGCAAACGCAAUCGUGAGUUUUGAUUCCGGGUCUUGGAUUUCCGUUUAGUUGAUAAUUUUAAUGUUUACUGAGUGACGCUUUAUUGGUAAAAAUAUAUAUAUCACGGGCAAUUUGUUCUUCUUCGUAAAAAAGUUACGUGAGCUCACAACGAUCCAUUGUCGAGUAGUGUUUUCUAUCGGAAAUAUAACCUAUAUUGUGAGUGCGUUCACCGAACGGGUUAGGUGAUCUGCUCAGCCAUUGUGCCUUAAAAGUCCUGAAUGCAAAGAAUGUAAAAAGUAAGUCGCUGACAAAGACGAAGAAGCCUGCUAUGGUCGUUUUUGAAACUCUUAGUAGUCGUCGGCCAACCCUACCCAGGCCUGGGGACGCCUGAGCUUUGAAACCACGUUGUUUUGGUAAUAAAGCGUUGAAAGGUCGAAAGAUCUACUUUUAAGUCACGGACUGGUUGUCCUGUCGAUUGCAAUCAGAAAUAUUACUUAUUGUUGGAAGAGUGUUCUCCGGUCAGUAUUUUCUCCUGGUUUCAUUCUUGUAUCUAACUUCAGUAGCCCAAAUAUAAACUCGGUUUAUACUUGAAGGGAAAUACGUUUUUUGGAAAAAGGGGAAAAAUUUAUUGAGUAACUUUUCGAUAUCGGUUCCCCGUGUCGCCGUCAGACUCGUUUGGUGCUUCAGCCACUGAGCGGCCGUCAUGUGUGUCAUUCCCUAUUGAUCGGCGUUUGUCUCUUCCACUUUUCCCUGAGAUUUUUGUACGUGGUAUCUAACUCGAUAUGCCUAUUAAUGCAGGAUGCAUUGGAGUACAUGGCUUCAAGGAAUUAUCACUUUUUUAGAUGGGCAAACUCGGACGAUGCGAGUUUUGUCCCAUGCGAAAGUUUGCCCAGUAUUAGGAAUGUGCACGGCCAUUUGAGACAAGUGGUCUAGCCUCUUAACUACCAGUUGCUGUUCGUGGAUGCAUGUAAAUACAGAUUUUCCCGGUUGGCCACAAUAUACGGCAUGACAGUCAUCGCAUGGGAUCUUGUAGACGACUUCCUUUCUAUUGAGAUAGUCAACCCUAUCCUUAGGGUGAACAAGCAGAGCGCGUAAAGUAGUCGUCAGUUAAUACAGACGGACACACACGGCGGCCGUUCACUUGUUGAAGCACCAAACGAGUAUGGAUUUCUCAGCACGUUUGAAAUGUUAAUUCUUGUUUUACGCAUUUACUCGAGUCUAAUGACAAUGCGGGGAACCGACGUCGAAAAUAUAAUCAGUAAAUUUUCUCCCAUUCUUAAAGAACGUACUUUUCUUCAAAUUAUAUUUCUUGGAAUGCCUGCGUUCCCAUUUUGUUUAUACGUAUAAUUUUUUCAAAAAUCAGAUUCUUCGAGAUACUUGUAGGCCGAAAACACAGAAAUCUUAAAACUGUGGAAUGCUUCAAUGGCAGACGUUCGGGAUACCAAUUUAAAAUACAAAAAUCAGAAUUUAUAAAACAAAGGAUCAUAUCUUGUCUUUGAAGGGCAUUUUGAUGAUCCACAGGUGAGGUGUUUGGAAAAGCUUUUCUGGUCUUUGACGAAUUUCGAACCUUUUCUGCAGUUUCAGUGCGUUCAGCGCUCCUAAGCUUCAUGCUGCAUGUCCUCGGUUUGGAAAAAUCAUGCGUCUAGCUUCGUUAUUGAGAAGUCCACGAUAAUGCUUAUAACAUUUUGAAAUGAAUGUAUACCACCCUGUGUUCUGUAUGAGCAGUAAUAACAAACGAACAUCUAAGAUCUUAUAUGAAUGAACAUGUAACUGUCUUUAAACCUCUCCUAAUCGCAGACCUUUUGCAAAAGAAAUAAUUUCCUUUCACUAAGCAAAAAAUGACGACGUAUCUGGAUGCAAAACUAAUAUUUUAUGAAUGUAAAUGUGAAAUGUGCUUGAAUCCAUAGGAGGGCGAUUUGCGAGCUCUUCGAUCUCUGAAAGCGCACCUCAAAAACAAAUAACUUCACGAGCGAGGAUUCACGGUGGGUAUCUUUUUAAGUGGGUAAAACCUUUCCAACAUGCUGUCUAUCUUAGAACUGUCCAUCUUUCCCACUUUUGCAGGAUAGAAAAGGCCCCAGAAUAGCUGGCGUGACCUGAGAAGACAGUAGGCAUCGGUAUUCUCUUUUUAGACCACCGUGUUGGCCAUGAACUCCCAGUGUCAACGGAAAUCGUCAACACUAAUAGUCAGGGCAUAAUCAUUACAAACGUUUAGCUUUUAUCUGCCACUUAGAUAAAGAGUCACUUAAUGACAUUCGUAUCUACGAGUAUGCUAAAACGAAGAAAAGGUAAGAGCGCGCUUCAGUUAUGAAGUGGUUUGUCCGUCUCAGGAAGACGUGGUCUACAAUAGUUAUGAACUACAUAUGGAUUAUAGCAGAGUAAACUCGGACAACUAACUUACUUCUCCUAUUUCGCGCCCUCAAAAUUCAUAUAUCCAGACAGUGCAUGACUUCGGAGACUGGCUUAGGGACGCAGGAUCGGCUGCCCUUCCUGCCCGUACAAAACACAUUCUGGGCCCCAUCUACACAUGAACCAGUCUCAAAAAAAAGAGUCUCCAGCCUCUAGCCAAGGACACUGCCCAUCUAGACCACGUUUAAUAGAAGUGUUUUGAAGUCCGAACUACUCCUACGAGAGAAGUACGACGAAACGGAGAAUCGCCUCGGACACGCCCAAAUCAUCCAGCUCCUGAAGUUCUGUCUCAAGACGUACUUUACAUUCGACGGAACAAUCUACGAGCAGGUGAACGGAACGCCAAUGGGUUCGCUGAUUUCGGGACUCAUAGCCGAGGCGGUCCUUCAACGGCUGGAGUCGCUGGUUUUCCGACACCACAGACCGAAAUUCUGGGCUCGGUAUGUGGAUGACACCUUCGUCGUCAUCGAACGGGAUCAGGUGCUGACUUUCAAAGAACAACUCAACGCCGUCUUCCCGGACAUUCAAUUUACGAUGGAGGAGGAGGAAAACAAUCAGCUGGCCUUCCUGGAUGUCCUCGUCUGCCGCAAAGAUUGUGGUGGCCUAAAAACCAAAGUGUUCAGGAAAGCGACAAAUACGACGCAAAUACUGAACUUCAAUAGCAACCACCCGAUCAGUCACAAACGCAGUUGCGUAAGGGCGCUAUACCGGCGUGUUGAGACGCACUGCAGUGAAAUAGAAGACAAGGUUGCUGAAUUACAAUAUCUUCGACGGGUAAUGAGAGCCAAUGGCUACCCCCGAGCAUUCGUCACACCAGCAUCGAGCACGGAUGACGAAAUCGCGGCAAUUAACAACUCGGACUCGGACCGCCAAGCCACCGCCGCAUCAAUUACGACCCCAGCGGCGAUUGUGAGAACUGUUAAUUGCAGUGCGCAUACGGUCCCACGGCAGCCACGUGCUAUAAAUACUGCACUCCUGGUGCCACCUUCACCUCUAUCUGCGAAUGUCUCUGAUGAUGGGUUCGAGUGAGAACCCGAAACGUCAGGCCAAUAAACUUCUUGUCCCAGUGAUCGCAUCUUCAUCUUCUGAACUGCUACCUGGGACUCGCCUGUUCGCUUCUAUCAGCAGUCCGAUCUUCGUUUGCAACUAGAACUGGGUUAUUGUGUUGACGAGAAACUAGGACACUUAAUGCGUUUUGGAUUACUACCAGAUUGACCAUUUUCCUCACCACUCUCACUUUCAGGAACAUGUUGAAAUCAGGCAUACUAAUGAUUAGAUCGAGCGUAGCGGCUGAUGCGAAAUACAACCGUCGCAAUCCGCGAGCCACACACACACGCGCAGAUUUAAAUCUUGGCCAUGUGAGUGGACUGUAUGGGAUAACUGCAGUCUGACCCCUGUUGCAAGGGCAAAACAUGUUGCUUCAUAAAGUAUCAAUUUUCAAAACCACUACCACUCGGUGCUGCGGAAGAAAAUCUCAGAAUUGGCGUAUAUUUUUCCUUUUCCAUUCGACCUGGGCCAGUCCGCAUCUAUCGGUUGGCCAACAACUACAGUUUGUGCAGUAAAUGAAUUGACGAGAGCCUUCGUAUAUCAUUCUCAUACAAGGGAGUAACUAAUGAUUCACGCACACUAAACACUGUCGGCAUAAUGUACUUCUUGGGUCAAUGCGGUCCUCGCUUUCGUCUGAAAUAACAACACAGUGGACUUUCGGAGGGCCAAAUAUUUUAUGCUCUAUGCGUGUGCACAGAUGUACUCACAGACACCCACGUCCAACAUCUUAGUGGGUGCAGUAGGCAAGUGCGGACCGUCACGAAUCGGAAUUUUACCCAAGACGGCCUGGAUAUGGUAGUGACAUUUCGACAUGCAUGUCAAUACAUAUAUACAAAUUGAAAACUGGGAAUCCCAAAAUAUAUAAUAAGGAAUAUUGAAUUCUUUGUGAAGUAGAAAACUUUAUUGAGAAAAUUCGGAUACUGCUUCGCCAGCUCGUCUUCAGACAACGCGCGUACAAAAACAAUUUAUAUCUAGACCCAGUCUGACAAAAGAUUCUACGGUUGGUUAAAGUUAUCUUCUCGUGAUUGUUUGGGGCAUUUUACAUCUGUCCUUAAGGAUUUUGUAUGUGGCAUCUAAAUCGAUAUGCCGGUUGAUGCAUGCCUCAUCUGAGUGCAUUGCUUCCAGGAAUUCAUGGCCGUUCUCUAUUGGGCAGGCGUCAACAAUACGAGUGUUUUCCCAUGCACAUUUGUACCCACUGUCCAACGUGUGCAUGACCACGUGAGAUAGAUGGUCGAGACUCUUUGCCACUAACUGAUGUUCAUGUAUACGGAUUGAGACAAAUUUCCUAAUUUGACCACAAUAGACGGCAUCACAACUAGAACAUGUGAUUUUGUAGACAGCAACUUUUCUUUCGAGGUAGCCAACCCUGUCCUCAGGGUCUACAAGCUGUGUGCGUAAGGUAGUUACAUGUUGGUGUGCUUAGUGCAUUCGGUACCUUUUAACUGCCCUUCUAUUAAUGCAGAUACAUUUUUCACGUAUGGGAAAGUACGCCAGGUGGUUGGUUUCAGUGCCUGAGCGGCCGUAGGAUUGAAAUUGCUGGUGUCUCAUGCAUUGACGUAUAAAGUCAUGCUGGUACCCAUUUUGAGAGGGCAGUUUGUAGAGACAUUUCAUUUCUGCGUGAUAACUUGUUUCAUCAAAGCAGUGGGUUUUGGCUGUAGACUGUAACCCGUUUGUGAGAGUCAGGGUAGUUACUCUCAAAGUGUAGGAUGACCUCUGAAAUCGCCUCUUUGCGAUAAACUGAUGUAGGAAGUGAUUCAUCGAUUUUUCGACCUACAAGGACAUUCAAAAUUGGGAGUUGUCCAACAACUUCCGUUUCGAAAGCAAACGAAAUUUCUGGAAAUAUCGAGUUAAUAUUGGUAUGGAGCAGAUUCAACUGAUCUUUUUUGACGACCACAAAAGUGUCAUCUAUAUAUCGCAACCAAAACCGAAAAACACAGUCGUGUAAGGACGCUCUAUCGGCGUGUCGAAACGCACUGCAGUGAACCGAAAGACAAGAUUUUCGAACUACAAUACCUCCGACGGGUAUUCAAAGCCAAUGGCUACCCUCGCAACUUUGUUAACCUGUGCAUACGCAAAAAAGUACGAAAGGCCUAGCCGUACGGACACCAAAUCUUUGCAGGCGCUUCCGUAUGUCAAGAACGCUUCGGAAGCUGUCGACCGCCUUCUCGCAUUACUUGGAGUUGGAGUUGCAAACAGGCCGGAGGCAACCAUCAGGCGUCUGGUAAUGAAACCGAAAGACCCAAUGCCACGGCUGGAAACGUCUAGACUCGUUUAUCGGAUCUGGUGCAGUUGCGGACGAAGCAACUUCUCGGAGAAAUCGGAAAACAGCUCCGAACGAGAAAGGCCGAUCACGCUGCAGCGGUGCGGAGAAAUGACGAGAGCUCUCAAGUUGCGGCUCAUUCGAUGAUAUCCGGCCAUAUAUUCAAAUUCGACGAGGCUGAAAUUCUCGCAAGAGGUGACAACCGCGUGAGCCGGGAGCUACUUGAAUCAUGGUUUACUGGCCCCCAAUCCAUUAACAACUGCAAUGAACUUCCCCUUCCAUACUCCGUGCUGUGACUUCGCCUACGCGGAGUAAGUAACCAAGCGGGGAACGCCCAUGUGAACACUUGUCCCAACACGAGGGUCGGUGGAUCAGAUGGUCUAGCAAUUAUCACACCAACAUCCAACGCACGUGAUGAAAUUGCAGCAAUUAACGGCGUGAACGUCGGCCAUCAAACAAUUAGCACAUCAAUUGUGAAUAUGUCGGAUGAAGGUGGAGCCGUGAAUGUUCAUAGGUAUGCGAUAGCAUGAUGACCGCAUCCUAUAAAUACUGCAGCCCCUUGUUCGUGAACCAUCCGUAUCUGCUGUUGCCUCUGAUGACGCGUUCGAGGAGGAAUCCGAAACUUCAAGCUAAUAAAGCACUUGUCCCAUCGAUCGUGUCUCAUCUUUCAACACUUAUUCCUUGGACUCGUCUCUUCGCUGCUGUUGACAAUAAAGUUUAUUGUUUCCCAAACAAUUCAAUAUUUCAAAAUAUACAUAUAUAUAGCACGAUUUGUAAUAUAAACGGCAGAAAUACUUGAUGAAAUCUCAGGCGCUUCUUGUCCAUAUUCUGCCGCUGCUCUACAAAAAUCCUAGAGGUUCGACGCAUCAUUGUGUCCUUCUGCAUUCCACGCGUAAUGAAUAGUAAACACUCCGGUUUGAAGAUCUCAACUUUCCCAUCUCUUCAGUAAGGAAUGCGCUAACUUGGAAUAAGUCAGCCGGAAUUAUGCCCUAUAGGCUGGGUAUGACAACUGAUAUGAAUAUUUGACCCGAACUUCAUCAGCGACAGUGAGAUAACAGCUUAAUAUUCAUAAACUGCGGACGCACGGCCCGUAGUAUGUACAUUGUAUAGAAUAUUUUUUAGGGUAGUAUAUGUUGUGUAAUUGUAUAUACUGACAGCAGGGAUACAAAAUUAGAUUAAAAACCCUGACUCAGCGCUAUACCAUAAACUUAAUCAUUUCCGAAAGUACUAGUUUAUAUUUACAUAUAUGAGAAGUUAAGGCGAUCACAGGAACCAGGGUUUUAUUUGCCCGAAGUCUCGAAAGCAAACAAGCUUCCAUAAUAAUAAGUAGGUCGCGUACGUCACUUCGCAGUAUUUAAGGGUUUUCCUUCGUGCUGGCGUGUCAAUGAUUUCUAGCGCACUGAAUCGUGUGUUAGGCGAUUGGGCAAGGUUUGCUCCUACUGAAUCACUUGAUUGAUAUCAUAUGGAUAGUUUUCAAAAACAAUUUUAGUCAACAUACAAAUUUUAACCACUCGCUGGAUUAUGGAGGGCGAGAGAGCGAAGGCAGAACUCGAAACACGCUCAGGGCAGCGGCCAGAGUAGGCAUAGCCCACCGACCACAGGCAACAAUUCGACGCCGUCUGAUGCAACCUAAGGACCCCUUGUCACCCGCCGAAACCUCUGCAGUUAUCUACAAAAUAAAUUGCAAAGAGGGCGACUGCAACUAUGUGGGAGAAACCGGGCGGAAAUUGCAGACUCGCCUACAAGAGCACAAAUCAGCUACUCGGAGGUUGGACCCAAAUUCUCAAUUAGCAACACACGUUGGAGAAACUGGGCAUACUUUCGAUCUCCAGCGAGCUACCAUCUUAGGCCGGGGCAACACAAAAGCAGAACGGCUAACUCUUGAGGCGUGGUUCUCCGAUGCCCACUCCAUAAACCGGCAUCUGGACCUUCCUGCAGCCUACAAAGUCCUACGUCAUCACAAUCGUAGAGCUCAGGACCAAACAACCACACCGGGCUUAAGGAGGCCAUACGGAGACAGCCCGACGGCGAGUUUACUCGGUGAAGAAGAAGAAGAACCGCCAGACCGCCCACCCGACACUGGUUCAGUCACCUCCCCCCCGGCGGAAUGGUGACUCACAAUGCAGGCAGCCAAAACACCAGUCAACCAUCCCCUGAUAGGCCGCGACAGCGAGAGGAGAGAGAGAGAAAAAAAAUCGACCAGCAGGAGGCCGUCCAACGUGACACGCCACUUGGGAUCUCUGGUGGAUUGAGUGCAUUUUACGCUUUGACAAUGGAGAGCCGACCAAGCUCUUCGAAACGUCAGCAUCCUAAUAAACCUGUUCCGGUGAGCCCACCUUCUUCUUCUUCAAACCUACUUUGCCAAUCGCCUGAUUGGGAUAAUGCAGAGGAGGGAAGCAGGGCUCGAAGCUAGCGCAGGAAGGCGCGUAUGAGCUGCUACCUGAUGUAACCGAGGGUGGCGUAUAAGCAUUCCCGCCCCUCCCCCCGCCAAGGCACGACACUCGCCGGAAUGCACAAAGACGUGAUAUAUGUGAAGUUAGCGUAAUCGCAUUUACUGAAAUUGUUUGAGGAAGCUAAACAUAUGGUAUCAAUCGAGUGGUGUUGCUGGACCCAACCUCGCCGGUGAGUGCUGUCAUGGUUUCAUCGAUUCCUCCUCAUCCUUUGUUAGGUAAGGGGAGGGGGUGGCGGUGACCGCCCUCACUGCUGAUGUUUGCAUUGUCCGUUGUCUGGCCUCCACGUAUCUCACCUUCCUGUCCCGUUCUCACCUGCCCGUAACCGUUUGGACGGUGAUUGUCACGCCAGUGUUGACGUCGGGUCGGGGGUCCCUGUCACUGUCAUGCAUUUUUGCCGGGUUCUCGCGUCUGCGUUCGGACUCAGUAGGUAGUCCCCUCGGUUUGCGUUCGCCUCCGGUUGUCCCCUGUGUUCGUCCGUUUCCGAUGUCCGUUCGCACACCUUCGUGUGCUCGCUUGGUCUGGGUUUGACUAUUGUCGUCUUUGGUUUGACGUCUCGCCCGUAGUACUGGUUAUUUUACUGCGCCCUUAGGGCUUAGUAGGCUGCCGGCAGGGUUAUACGGCGGUCAAUCGAUGUAGUUUUGGUGUGCCAGGCUUCGAGCGUCUCCCUGACCGUUUGAUUGAUCACUCGGUUCAUGAUUUCGGCGUUUAAAAAAAGCGAAGGCAUGGCCAGAAGUUGCACAAUGUUUCGCCACCAAUGAGAGCUUAUCCAUUCUUCAUACCGCUUUUGCGUGCUUGCCCAUGUGGGUCGGCAACCUUUUCCCGGUCUUUCCAACGUAUUUUGUUUAGCAGGAACUGCACUGGAUCCGAUAGACGACGUUGGCUGUUUCGUCUCGUGGCAGAGGCGUUUUUGGUUUCAUGACCAGACGUCAGUACCAAAUAGUUGCAAGAUACGAACAACUGCCUUGGAAAAGUCGAUGAGAGCUUGUUUGCUUUCGAAACGUGAGGCAAAUAAAUCUAUGGAUCCUGUGAUCACCUUACCUUUUCACUUAUGUCUGGGAAGGUUUAUUUUCGCCUCAGUUAUGCAUAUAUAUACACUGAGUGGAGUACCGACCGUCGUCAUCCAGUUGAUACUUGAGUCAACAUAUAUUUGUCUGCGGCUAAUCAGUUUGAAGUGCGAAAAUUCGAUUGAACGUUGGCAUACCGGGAAUAUUUUUCGGGGAUUCAUUGAUGUUUUGACAGAUUUUUGAAUAAUUCAUAUUGACCCAACUGUGAAAAACUCGGCGCCUCGGUGAGAUUCGAACCCACGCAGUAAGGGGCAGGCUUUAGCGCAGCCAACGCUCUAACCACCUGAGCUACGAGGCCCUGCCGGACGACGCGAGUUUAAUCACAUUUGGGUCAAGUUACCCAAUUUUGGGGAAAGCGUGAAAAAAUCAAACUUAAAAAUCUGUCGUCACGGAACUAAGAUACCUGCUAGAGUUCAACUUCGCUCGAUUCGCCGACCACUCCGCGUUGAUAUCAACUGUUGGCUUACGGUUGACCAAACCCGGUCCUACUCAAGGUUUAUGAGCGUUUGAUAUGGCAUGACCAGCAAAUUAUGGCCCUCGCAACCUGGUGUGCGCUAGCAGUUCUCGGGCAUCUGUUUCUCUGGCAGUAGACGCGUUAGCGCUCCCGCUAAGUAUACAGGUCGCGUGCAUGACUGCCCAGUCAUCUACAUCCUUUGUGUUGUGGUUAUUACUGUUGUCGAUGAAAAUCCUGGUAAAGAGUUCUUUAUGGGUCAUUAAAGUGCGGGUUCGGCCCUAGUAAUUCACCUGCGCCCUCCUCGUCUCCUGCAGCGAAGGUUCUUCGUCCAUAUAAACGAAUUCAUGCGCAAGGCACCGUCCAUGCCUAAAUCCUGGUGUGGAGCCCACAGUGGACAUCGUUGGAUUCAACGAUUGAACCAGCGCACUGGAGAAGCUUGCAAACAGUCACCUCCAAAUUGGCAUUCACAGUGUAUGAUUCUGGGCCGUGUCGUGGCAAGCUGUUAGUAAACCCAGAAAAUGAUGCAGGCUCUGGUAAUUGUUUUGUGCAUAAGAUUGUAAAAUCAAGUCUAAAUCCAUUCUUCUCCGGAUAUCUAAUUUUCUCCUUCCAUCAUUCUUGCUUAAAACUUAACUUCUUGCCCGCUAGGUAAACUGUUUCGGUCUGUGCUUGCCUGUACGUAAACUCCAACUGGAUUUUAUUUAAAACUCCACGUAGGGCUGAAUUCUUAUCAAGCCACUUUUUCUUCACUCGCCAUCACAAUGCCCGAAUCAAAUUAGGGUUAAGCGAGAUGUGUUUUGCCGACUAAUGACAAAUUUAAUCAGUCCUCCCAUGGGCAGUGCCACUACCUCUUAUGCGCUUGAGGGCAUCAGCUUCUGCCGACUUUCUACCUAUUUUCCAACGUCUGUUAACUCAGGCAUUCCCAAGAGUAAUACUUACUGAACAUUCUGUAAGCGACCUACAUAGGUUGUUUAUGGUCGUGUGAUGCUAAAUGCAACGGCGUACCAGUAAAAAAGUUUAAUACGACGCCGUUGUUGCACAGUAUACUGAUGGAUUUAAAGAAGGAUUCGAUAAUAAAUUAUUUGAAUACAUUUGACCGAGGUUCUAAGGACGGAAGCUUUGAAAGCAGUCAUCUGCCUCCUGACGGACCAAUCCCGGGCACUAGUGAGCGGUUCAUAGAUAUUGCUUAGUACACUUCAGAGCUUGCAUGAAUCAGAGAGUAAGACCUGAACCUGGAGGAUGUUUCCCUCCACGUUGCGCAGGCUGCGCACCGCAUUGGUCACUACUGCAAACGCUGAAUGGCUGUUCAGAACCCACCGGGGAGGUGAGGGUGACAGAUGACAGCUCUAGCAGUCAACGUUCGAGCCACUUGCAACCGACUUUAGAGGGGUGGUCGGUGGCAUACGCAGACACCCUGACAACAUUUGUAUGUCAGAGUCAUGUUCCUUAUGACAUGCGAGGUGUGGCAUAGGCUGCUUCUAGUGUAUUUGCGGCACCACUAGUUGGGAAUCGCACAACCUCUCCUGCAGACUUUUGAUGCUUGCUGGGGCAGAAAUAGCUGCCACUGUAGGAUGAGACCGGCAGAAUCCAGACCACUUCCUCCCAUGCUGCUACCGACAGAAAGUUAGUCUGAUCUGUGGGAUCAGGCCGCAUGCUCAAUUACCCCUCCAGUCUAAUGAAUACUCCCUCUAACUUUACAUGCUAACUGGUGAAAUGUUAACCGAACUUCCGAGAAGUGUUUUUUUUUUAACUCGAAAGGAUUAGUUAAGUGUAGCAUAGUGCCAAGUUAAUCUAGUUGCUCCGGGCAGCCGGUUUUUGAAUGAACUUAUUUCCGGCCGCCUGAAAGAAACUACACUCUGUAUACUUUUCUCAUUGAUUGUCGAUGCCCUUAUAAACUCAUGCGUAUUUCCUAAAAAACGCGCAUACAAAUAUUGAUUUUUAGAAGCUUGGAAGAGACGUACAACCUCUUUAAAUUUGACGCUGGAAGAAAAAGUACAAUUCGAUUUUUAACAGUCUAUUAUUAAGAGAUUUGUUAAGGCUGUGAGAUGCUCGUUCAUUAAACAUCUUGUCUCCGCAUUUACUAAUGUAGCUUGUAAACUUUAUAAUAGGGUCUAAAUGCAUUACCUAAUUUUGUGAUUCCCACAAAGUUUCUUCAUGGUACCGUGUAGAAAUAUAUAAUUUUCCGUAUACAGGAAAUAUGCAGUUUGGGAUUUGGAAACCCUGAAUGCAAGUGUAAUGGCGGAUUAGGCUAAAAUUAUUGGGGAACUGAAAAACAUAUCUAAAGCCAAAUUGCGCCCUUACCUCAGGUAUGAAAUUUAAAGAUGUGAUUUUCCGACAAAUAAGCAAAUAAACGAAUAAUUUUAUGCAUGUAUUCUAUGAGGUAUAUUCAAAUUGGCCUAGAUGCUUCCAUCUGUCUGUGGCCCUCCGAUAAUUUCUGCAAAAGUUCAUGAUGAUUGGAUGACUCCCAAAUGCUCCAAAUGCUGGUAACCUUUUUCCGUGCCGUUUCUGUAAGCGCACGUGGAUGAUUCAAUUUAUUUGAGUGGAGAUAUUUAUUGCGGCAGCUUAACAGUAGCGACACUUUUGUCGGUUUCCUAUGCAAAAUCUUCGGUCAAAGUGAUGACGGAUGGUGGAUGGAAAAGUUUAAUAAGCAAGUCUUAAUUAGCAAAAUGUGCCCAGCUGAUGAGCAGCCGACGAAAAAAUAUCAGAACCAAAUUUCCGUUUAACAGCAAACUCCUUUUAACAAGUAAUAAUAAUAGUUUUUUAUUAAGGACCCGUCGAGAUCCCAUCAAAGCAUCAAUGAGCAUCGAAAGUCAUUAUAAACUUCAAGAAGCAUUAAUGUUUCCGGCAAAAUUCAGACUGAUAGAAAGUCAAAACAUUGCUAAAACUUAGCAAUCUUGAAUUUCAAAAGCCUUUUCUGCAAAAAUGCACAAAGCCAUCAAAUCAAAGGGAAAUAUCAGAUUGUUUUAUAAGCUCAUAUAGGUUUUUUAAAGCGUGUUUACCUUUGUGCGUUUACUUCACCUGAGUUACAUUGCAUAACUGUGGGAUACUUUUAGGUGAUACAUUCUGAAAUAAGCCAGACGUGAAAUUACCUCCAAAGUCAACAUCAUAAAGUUCAUCUGAAUGCCUGGAUGUCCUUAAAUUAUAAGCGUGUCCUUCAGCCGCUAAUAACGUUUUUGCAAAGAACGACUCCUUUUCUUUACAAAUAUCAAAGAGUUAAAACGAAGCGUUCGCAGUAAUACCCACGAUUUUUCUGUUCUCCUCCUUGACUGUUUUAGUAAAAUUGGUGAAUGGGCAAAACGAUACCGUAAUCUUUGUUUUCCACAUUUUUGUCUUAAAACCGUUUUGAACCUUCAGUAAGGCUUUUGAAGGCUAUCGCAAAGGAGGUAAAAUGAGCGACAUAGUCUCGAAUAGGUCUCAUGGUCUAACAUCCCACACAGUGACAGCAAAAUCGAGGAUGUCAGACAGUCCAUAUUUCCUUUAGCUUUCGUCACUUUAUUCGUUUUCGAAACUUCGGCAAAUAUAUGGUAUUACAUGUCAUCGUCUGUGGUCAUGUUGACGGUGAGGCGUUAAUGGUUGAAAAAAUUGCUGCUUGAAAUAUUCAAAGUGUUGAAAAAUAGCCAUGUAAUCGUCCGAUGUAUUGGACUGUUUAGCACCUUUUUGCAAUUUCUGCCGAAUGCAAUUUUACUCGCUAAUCUUCUCUGUUGUGGCAAGGGUUGCUUAUUCUUCGAAAGCGGUUUAUCUGCUUCACACGCGUUUUGUCAGCAGCCUUUUCUAAUGCUUAAGGUUUUAUAAUGCCAGACUAAAAUAAAGUUGCGGAUCUAGAAAAGCAAGCAUCUUGGACGUCCAAUUCGUUUUAUUCUAACUAGAGGGUUUAAAAGUUGCGGAAUCUGCUCGGAAAACUUUUUUUGUUUACGGAGAAAACAACACGCCUGACAGCACUACUCAACGACGGUUAGCGAAAUUUAAAAUAAGGAGGCGUGAAAUCAAAGUUACUCCCAAUCUGGAUGACCGGCCCGUUUCGAGAAAAAUAGUAUGAGUGCAUUUGUAGGGGAAAUCUUUCAGCAAAAAAGCGCAAAAUUGGCAGACAUUUAAGCUGACAGCACAACACCAUUCACUCCAAAUGUUAAACGAUUAGCAGAGCUCAACGGUUUGGGCCAUGGAUGUUUGUCGAUUGCGGAGGCCGAAAGGUUCUAAUAAGUAGCUUAGAAGGAAAAAAGAAGAAAAAUAAGGAGCGAUCACUGGAACAAUAGGCUUAUUGAUCUGACGUUUAGAUUUCCACUUAAACAGUCACAGGUAAGCGUAGUGGAGGCACAAAUAGUGCAGUAUAUAUAGUAAGUAGCUGACGUAGGAUUACAUAAGCACUCUAAUUAACAGCCUUCACGAUCAUCGCCACGAGUCGUAACUGAUGCGAUAAAGACUCGUCAGUCCGUGUCCGAGUCGUUAAUUUCCGCAAUUUCAGAAAUCAAGCUGGAUGUUAGCUCAUUUGGCCCGCUGUCACUGGGAUUGUUGCUUGUCCGCGCCAUCCCCCUGUGACUGACUCAUCUGAUCAGGGGAUGUAUCUGCAUCGAAUGGGGUAACGGGAGGUUAUUGCACCUGCUGAUGGAUUACUGGCCUGAAAGCCAUGACUGGGGCAGCUCCCAGCUCAUACAGUUAUCACCUUUCGUAAUAAUUUCAGCCUCUUGAAAAUAUGGUCGGAUCCCGUGAGAUGAGCUGCCAACAAAGACCGAGUGUCCUUCCUCAUCACCGCUGCUGCAUGCGCGACCAUCUUCAUCUGGAGUAGCCCACCAGUUGUCCCCACAUAUUUGCUCUGUCUGAAACUGGACCAGAUCGGCUAAGCGCUCCAGACGUUUCCUGCCGUGACAAUGGGUCUUUCAGCCUCAUGGCCUGGAACCCGGUUGUCACUCCCAGCCCUUGAGAAAUUCCAAAUCCAAACGGAGUACGAAGGCGACUGAUGGCACGUGCGUCCCACCCUGCCUGGCGUUAGUGAUGCACACAGGUCGGAAGUGACAGCCGGGUGCCAGGCAAUAAGGCCGAAAGACCUACUGCCACGACAGGAAACGUCUGGAGUCGCUUAGCCGAUCUGGUCCAGUUUCAGACAAAGAAAAUAUCUGGGAGAAAUUGGUGGGUUACUCCAGAAGAAGAUGGUCGUGCAUGCAGCAGCGGUGAGGAGGAAAGGCACUAGGUCUCAGAUGACAGCUCAUCUCACGGGAUCCGGCCAUAUUUCCAAGUGGCUGAAAUUAUUACGAUAGUUGAUAACCGUAUGAGCCGGGAGCCGCCCCAAUUAUCGUUUCCAGGCCAUCAAUCUGUCAACAGGUUAAAUGACCUCCCUAACCGUAUUCGGUGCAGAGACAUUCCCUGAUCAGAUGAGUCAGUCACAUGGGGAUGGCGCGGAAAAGCAACAAUCCCAGUGACAGCGGACCGAAUGAGCGAGUAGUCAUCAAGCUAACAUCCAGCUUGAUUUCUGAAAUUGCGGCAAGUAACGACUCGGACACGGACUGACGAGCCGCCGCCGCUUCAAUUACGACCCGUGGCGAUGAUCGUGAAGGCUGUUAAUUAGAGUGCGAACGUAAUCCUACGUCAGCUACUUACUAUAAAUACUACACCCUUUUUACCUCCACUUUUUUUAUCUGUGGCUGCCUCCAAUGAUGGGUUCGAGUGCGAAUCCGAAAUUUCAGGCCAAAAAAUUAUUGUUCCAGUGAUCGCAUUUUCUUCUUCUAAAUAGCUUCCUGGAUCUCGUCUGUUCGCUUUUGUCUGCUAUCGAGUUGGAGUCAGUGGGGUCAUAUGCUCAUGCCGCGUUGAUCACGCGGGGGUGUCUGCGACUGUUUCUGAUGAUGUGCUCAAUUGGGAAUCUGAAACUUCAUGUCAAUAGACUAAUUGUUCCAGUGAUCGCUUCUUAUUCUCUAGCGUGUUAUUUUGACACUUGCCCGCCUCUGUCGAUUUGCUUGCGUGUCGCCAAGUCAUUCGUGUUUACGAACAAUAAUUACGCUAUAAGAUGGUCACUAUGCAAUGAGAGGCAUCGUUUGGACGUAAAUUUGAAACAAAGAAAAGGAUGUAUGAAUCGCGAAAUCAGACGACAGCUCAACCGAUGGAACAGUAUUUGCGUAAUACGUCGUAUGAAGAGAACGUAAUCCAUUACGACCUAUUUAAGCAGAAGCACACAAUGAGUAGAUACCCCUACGCAGCCUCACUUUGACGCUUAAAUAAGAUUUCUUAACAAAACCGGCCCGACCGUUAAGACGGACUGUUUCUGCAGCCCGGCAAGGCCCAAUCACACAGGACUCCGCUUGUUAGAAUUGUUUCCCAAAAGUUCAAGCAGGAAUUUCUUCGCAUUUUUCCCAUAGUUCCUUCAUUUUCCGAUUGCUCUCAAUCUAAAUGCACGGUGUUUCAUUCAACACGGCUGAUGCUAUUAAAAGUUGAGCAGAAAACAUUUUUGACCAAUGAGUGGUACAUGUCAAAUUAAUGGGAAAAGGGACAUUUGCAAGAGGUUAUAGAGACUCGUUGGACGGUCCAACGUGCAUAAAAAGACUCAGAAGGCCCAGUGAGAAAUCCUCAGCCACACAUUCCUCGAAGUGAUGAAAAGUCUGCAAUAUAAACGAUUAGCUUACCAUAUGUAGAUAUAUUUGAAAUUAUAUGCUGUAUUUCAGGUUGAUAUAUCUCCUUUUCAUAUCAGCCUGUAUGCCGUUGACUUUGAAGAAGACCUACUUUAUUAAAUAUUCUGGUUUAAAGGUCCAGCUACUCAAUAAAAGCAGAAAUAAAGCAAAAAGAAUCGACUAAAGGCAUCGUAAAAAAUCGUCGUGGUCCUUCUGGCGACGGUUGGGCCGACUGAGUUUAAAUAAGCACACUGCUGUCGUCGUUGUGUUAGCUGAUUGCCAACUAAGACAUUUCAUGUUUGUAGUGCAAUAAUACCUAUAAUAACCAUUUCUGGUAAAAACCGCAAACUAUUAUUAUAUGUUUUAAGUGAACCUGUUCCGGUAGUAAUGAUUUGUGGGCUGCACUUAUCAUGGUAUCUCAUAGUCAAGUGAAGAUCAUUCUCAAUAAUAUUUGGUUCUUUGAACAGGUUUCACCAUUAAGUGUCUAAAAUGCCUUUUUCAUUACUUUCUUUUUCAAAGGGAAGCCAAAACAAUUAAUCGCAUGCAUGUGCUCUCGGACUGUCUUUUUGCGAAUUUGGGGAACAAGCGAAGCGGGCAAGAAAGAAUCUGAAUAUGGGAAUGUUAUUCUUUUCAUUUUAUAUGUUUAGUACCUAGUAUUGAGUACACAAAUACCAAAACAUGAACAAUAAAUAUUCAUUCUUUUGCUCAUUGCGUAGACAAUGACGUAUGCUUCUAAUUGUAUACUCGAAGAAGUGAAAUAAUUUGGUUUUAAAAACUUUCCAAAUCCCGAAUACUUUUGACCCCGUUCUACCGUCACAAUAGGAUUCAGGGUUUAUAAACUACGAGCCGUAUAUUUUCCGUGUAUGGUAAACCACACAUUUAUCUGCGAUAAUAAAGGGGGACUAUAUAGAGUUUAAAAAAUGUAGCGGUGGAUUUGAUCCAUAUUGUUAACUUUAAAACCACAUUGCUAAAUGCAGAGACAUGACGACUUAUGAAAGGCCAUUUAACGGUAUUUAAAAGUCCCAUGAUAAAAACUUUUUUUAAAAACUCAACUGUGUUUUUCUUUCGUGCAUUAACUUGGAAGAAGACGUAAUGUUCUACCGAAUGAGCAGGCGAAUGAAUAUUUUGCGCAUGUUUUCCAUGAACUAUAUUGGAUAUCUAGGAGUAUCGAAAAUAAAAGAAAAAAGGUCAUGCUACUUAAGAAGUCAUUGUUUACAGAGUGAAGUUUUUGUAUGCAGCCGGAAGGAAGUCACUCGAAAGCCGGCAUCUUGCUCUAAUUGAAAUAUUAUAAAAUAAUGCUGCAGACUGACUAGUUAAUGGAAUAAAAGAGACGAGUCCCAGGAAGUAGUCUUGUCCCGGCGAUCGUGUUAUCUUCUUCAAGACUGACUAGUUUUGCAAUACUACUUAAUUAAUCUUUUCGAAAUGAAAACGCAUUUCAGAAUUUUGGUUGAUGUUUCAUGAAUUAGCCUGCCUGCUGUCCAUGCAUGUGGGUUAAGUGAAUUAUUGCCUGAAUGUGCGUUGUUAUAAACGUAGUUAUUGAAGCACUCGUUUGCCGUCUAGUAUGGAUAGAGAGUGAGUAUGAAUAGGCAGGUUUAGAGGUAGCCCCAAGCAAUUUUAUCUUCUGCUGGUCAAAAAAUGUAGUAGGAUCAACUUGUAUUUUCAGAUCUCUGUUGCUUUUCACGUUCCAGGAAGGCGACGCGGCUGACUGCCGAAUAUUCUCAUUCAUUCACAGUCGGUCUGUUCCUCCCCCCCGCCUGGCUUGUGCGCUUUGUUUCAUCUUUUGGAUCUUAAGUAAUCGGUAAAAUUAUACAAUCUGUAUGAAAGUUUUGUGACGCAACUAGCGUGUCGGGACUCGGCAUGACGUGGGCUCGAGGACUCUGUCGAAACUCAAGGGCAAGAAGCAAGAGCCGUCAAAUCUGACAGCAAAUAUUUUAUUCCUACUGAUAUCAAGCAUGCAAAUCAAAGGCGCUUAAAAUGCCUAGGAUAUUAAAGGAUCUUUUCGUAACUCAUGGUAAAGAUUUGCUAAAAAUCAGCCACAUAAUAUUUACCUUUCACAGAUACUUGCAAAACGAGUAGGUGUUUAGCAUAGAGACACUAAACUCUAUUAAAUGUUUUUUUCUAUUGUUCGUGGAAAACUCGGACCCAAUAUCAUAGUAUUAGCUAAUGCGCUCUUGUCAACACAAAACCAGACUUUCCGGUUUUUUAAUCGCGGUUUUUGCUCAUUCCGCUCUUCCUCUUAGCGUAAUGAAACGGGCCGUUACUGUCAAACUGAUUUUGAGCACAACAUUCAGAUUUCAGGCGCUCUUAAAUUUCAUAGAAUUUUUUGCAUUUCACUUAUAAUGAACUCUAGAAAGUACAAGUGGACCUUCUGCCGGUACAAGCGACCUUCUCUCAUAAGGCGAAUUUCUGCAAGCAUAUUAUCUGUGAAUUUAGACAGUCUCGAUAUAGCCUUUGAUGUACUUGUCUUUAAAGCAAUGUUUUAGGCAAAAAUUAUGCAGGCAAUCAAAAAAUCAGUAGCAGCUUAAAACCUAACAUGUAUUCUUUGAAAAACUGGAAUUUUCAACUGAAUCCUUCCAAAAACGGCUGAAACUUUGCAAGAAAGCAUUUUAGCUUUCAGGAACUCCCCUUUUUUGCUGAACCACAAGCAACUCAUCUAAAUUCAAGCUUUACAAAAGGAAUGUACCGACCACGGUUUUUACUUCUAUAGAUGGGCAAACGAAAUUUGAGUUUUUGAGCUCAAUUAUAUCGUCGAAAUCAAUUUUUAUCCAAAUUUUUGCUGAUGAUGGAUAUGAAAAAUCGCCGCCAUGACUGAUAUUUCUUUAAAUGCGCAUUUUAUUUAUUUGUUUAAGUGCACUUGUGCGCUCUUUGGAAUUUAAACGGGGAUUUAUUUUUAUUGUUAAUUCUUCUACUCGUAUACGCAUGCACAGAAAGGAAGCUUAAUAAACUUUUAUAGAUUAUUAAAUUUUUAAACUGAUAUUAAAAAUGAGGCGACAAAAUUAAAGAUACUAUUUGCCUAUAUGCGUAGUAGAAUGUGCAUUAGAUGCUGUUGAUGAUAUUGCGUUCGACAAAUCUGACGGUAGUCAUGUAACUUCUGUCUCAGUUUUUUCCAAAAAUAGGGACUAACCACUCGGAAAAUCAGAGGAGUAGAGUGCUGCGAUCCUUUAUAGUUGAGCGUGCCGUCAUUAGGUAAAAGGCAGUCAAUAAACUGACAAUCGGUAAAAAGUAGUUUUGUGCUGUACAAUAUGCUACUUUUCCAAAUUUCUAAAAAUUCUAAGCAAUCUCUUCCUUACUUACUUUCUUGAUACCACAAACCGAUAGGAGACUUAACUUACACGGACACCUUUACCUCCGAAUUGGGGCCAUUGGUUCGAGGGAAAAGGGCCGAUAUACCAGUAUUUCCGUAAAUCUGUUAUAAGUUAAUGGGCCUUGCAUGCGUGUAGGAAAUCCGUUGUCUCACUUCAAAUAGCAUUACAAAUGUAUACUGGCUUUACAAAUCUAAAACGUUGGGCAACGUUUGAGAUGUUAAACGUGUGGCUUGAUGCUGGCUGACUUUGUCUAAAGUUGCUGAAGCGGUCUUCGUAAAACACUCCUAAUAUAUAAUUAAUUGGCUGACUAACUCAACUUUCGUGAAGCCGAGAUCCCAAUUGCUGCAAAGUCAUGAUCUAUGUCCCGUAUCUCAAACCAAACGGCCGUUUUUAUUGGCGGUUAAUUAAAAUAAAUGCGCGUUUGAAUUUUAAAGGUGGGUUAAGUUAAAGGCAGAUGUUUGCAGGAGAUUGUUAAUCAAAAUAGAAUUCGCUGUCUUCAGUUGGUAAGCUUUGAAGACAGAAAAGGCAUGCCCUUUGAGGCAUUUGUUCUUCCUAGGGUAUUAGGGCAUCCUGGGGGGGGGGGCUGAUCCGUUUCUCUGGAUUGUUUGCGGAAUGGUUUACAAUUACUUUAAAUCAGGAAUGCUCACAUGCGGGCGCUGGAUACAAACGCUAUUUUUUCACUGAGGUACGGUAACCAAUUUUGCAAAAUUCGACAACUCGGAAAAAACAGACCCCUUUAACGUUAGGUGUGGGCAUCAAACUCUAGAGUAGCUAUCAUCAAAUUAGGUAGGAGGCCAAAAACGGAGUGGAUAGUCAGUAACUGAGCUUAUACAGCGGUAAAAAUCUAGUCCCGAAUAAACUUCAAAGAAAUUAAAUUGCUGCGUCCCAAAGAUAAAUAUUGUUAUGAUGAUAAUUGCAGUUCGAUACGUAGGACGGCUAUAUCGUUUUUCGUCUGUUGCCGCAAAUGAAAUAAUUUGCCCUCUUCAUAUGCAAGGAAAAACUGGCGAUCUCUUAAGCAAUUAAGACAGUAGUUUUAUAGCAUUGGUAUUAAGAGCAAUACCGACACUGCCGCAGCAUUUAGAAAUUAAUUUGUGUAAGUUCCCUUUACUUACCUUUUUAUUAAGCGCAUUGUAUAAAUACCUCAUUUUUCACCAGUAAGAAGAUUGAGAGUACCUUGCUGCCUUUGGAAUGAAGCGAUCGGAAAACACAUCGGUUCUAACUCCAAUUAAGUCGGUUAAAAUUAAAUUUGACUUUUCGUUUCAGAAUUUUAACCGCUUUUUUAGUCUUUCUAAGCACUGAUCAAUGCUUUUUCGCCAAAAUAAAUCAGAUCCAUCGUUUUCCAUUUUCGCGGACAUGUUAUCGACCUCCGUGGUUAAUGAUCUCGCUAAUCAUUUCUGGUCAUUAGAGCAUCAUAUAUCACACACUUCCUAUCAGGCCACACAUUUCUAAUCCAAAAAAUAAUUCUUUGUUCGGCUUCCUAAUUUCUUUAAAAAACGCAUGACAAACUUGGAGUAAAUCAGCCUGCUUAAGACUUAUAGACUCAGACUAAAUUUCGAUAUUAAUAUUUGGAACGAAGUCCAUCAGCUACUGCAAAAUAACUGCGUGCUUUGCCACGCAACGGCUGCACUAUAAGCCUCAGAAUGUCCUUCUUCCUGAUCUGUUAGUGCGCUCGACUAACUGAUAACUGGACUUUUGCGUCUAUUGCACUAUUUAUUAUUUUCUUUACUGAUCGCUGCCAUGGGCCAUUUUUGCGCAAUAAGGGGACAUUUUCGGGCAUAAUUUAAGUCUAACAUUGGCCGCACAAUGUAGGGAAUAGUAAACGAUCAACAUGCAAGAGGCCAAUAAAUUACUUUUAUCGGAGAUAAUCAAAUUUCACAACUCAAAAAUUUCCUAAAUACUGAAAGAGUUGGACAAAGCGAGUUCUUUGGUAGAGUAAACAUUAGUUUUGCAGUUCGGUGCCAAGGAUUAGAUGACGUUAUCUGUGCCCUGACGUUAGCCACGGCGCGUGAUAAAAAUUGAGCCGAGUUGCACAGUAUGCCAUUAGGUAGAAAUGAGGGGAAUGAGGUGCACCUUGGACAGUGGCGGACAUGGCAUUCAUAAUUUGCUGUUAAAUAUAUUUGUAUGUAUAUAUCACCGUCACAGCUUUAUAUGUCCUAGCCUAGCAAAAUCAGGCGAUAUCUGAGUCGUCCCUAUCUCUUCCUGCGAAAACCUGGUUGUGUGUGGCACGCGUAGACGGACGGAGGUGGAAAAAAAGAGUGUGGAAAACCGGCUAAAUUAGCAAAUGGCCAGGUUGAUGUUCUGGGGGAGGUGGACUGAGUAUGUGGGCAUAGUACGUAGCGCAUAUGCUCAAAAUAAAUUUAGUGGGAAGGAGCCAGAACUGGUUGGCAACAGACCCCCUGCCAAGUUUUGGGAAGAGCAAGCUUUUGCUGCAAAGGGUAGCAAUGAAUUGGUACUGGCCACAGUCUCAACAAACGUUUUGCGGAUUAUAACUCACUGGUGUGAUACUAGUAUUAAACAGCCACGCGGAGACGUAAGCUACGACCUCCUUAAGGAGAUUGAUUUUGUCGUUUGUUUUUACUAGCGAUGACAUUGAGUCCUCAGUAUGAAGAAAAAGAGGUGAAUAUGUAGGGAUGAAGCUCGACAAACAACAUUUUUUGGGAAAGAACAAUGUAUUUUCUUUCACCGGAAAGGCUAACCUUUUUUGGAUAGAGACGAUCUUAACGCAAUUUCUCUAGUUAGUGGCAUGUUUAAUUUGACCCCGUUCCAAUAAAUAUGUUCUAGUCUAAGGAGCAUUCAUUGAAAGCAAACGCAUGUCUGCAAAAUGUUCUUCAGAAUAUUUGGAGUCUCAAGCAUGGUCAGUCAGUCAUUUUAUCGCGAGCGGGAAGGAUGUGGUAGGCGUUGAGCAGAGGACAUUUCAGAGAUGUCUUCAACUCGAUGACGAUCGUACUUACCUUGAAAAAUCGCACCAAUGGAAGACAAGUUUAUUCAACUGCGUUAUGCUAAAGCCGACUUAAUUCGAUACUGCAAAAAUGAAUGGGCACGUUUUUGUGCAUUAUUUAGUAAAUAUUCUGCUUCAGCGUCUCCACAUCUCAUGUAAAGUUAUUCAGUCUCCGAUGGCGAAUUAAAAUUUCGGCAGAUACGAAUCAAAACUAUACGUAAAGCAAUGGUAUAAGCUGGGAAGGACGUUCAGGCUCCGCGCUUACCGUAUUCAAAUGUUAACAAACCACUUGUAUCUCUCCGCACUCUUCCGCCCUCGUCCCAUCUGUUUUUUAGAACUAACGAUUAUCGAUUAAGGUGGUAUGUUAUUGCCCACCAAGACAAGGGAGACUGGAAUGGCCAUUUCUAGUUUAUUAGCUGUCGUCAGCCAGUCAUACCCAACCCCGAAGUGUGGAACACACGAGGUUCGAACUCGCGACCUUUUAGUUAGACGUUCACACCUCUAACCACUGGGCCACGCGCCCGUUGCCCUGUCGGUUUUCAAUUAUUGAUUAUCGAUUUUCCAAUCGCUGGCAUGUUUAACUGUAUCCCGUUGCCAUAUACUGGCCUGAGGAGAAUUUUAUCUAAAGCAAAGUAGGUUCGCAAAGUCGUCUUCGGAAAACGCAGAUUGUUUUAGUUUUGAAACAUCCUGCAUGGUAUUCGGUUUUCGGAGGUUUACGUUAUGCCAAGGAGCUCACUUCGCAAUGUUUUAAACACCGAUGAAAAUAUUCAUGGAAAGUAAAAAACCGAGUCAAUGCUAACUCUUGUAGUUUGAGGCUGAGAUUUGAAUUCCACUAUACGCGUAAGAAUAAGACGCUUUCAGAGUUAGUAUGGGGCUACUUCAAUACGCAAGCAGAAGAUGGGAUCAUUUAAUUAACCUCCCACUGUAUACACAGUGUAUGUACCCGAUUACAGGAUGACGAGAUCCUGGCUCAGUGGUUAGGCAGGAUGUUUGAAUUUGAACCAACAUGUUCCGGGAUCGAUUCCGAGGAUUUGAACACUUCGGGGUUGUUUAUGAUUGGCUACCGACGGCUAACAAGGCACAAAUGGCUAUUAUAAUCUCCCUUUAUGAAGAGGAAGACACGAUCGCCGGAACAAGAGCUUUUAGCCUGACGUUUCGGAUUCGUACUCGAAUCCAUCAUCAGCGACAAAAACAGAAACGGGUGAUUGUUGCACAAGGGGCUGCGGUAUUUAUAGGAUGCAGUAGCCAUGCUACCGCAUACCUAUGAAUAUUCACGGCUCCCCUUUCAUCCGGGAUCGUUGCACUUGGUGUGAUCAUUGCUUGAUGGCCGACAUUCGAGUCGAUAAUUGCUGCAAUUUCAUCACGUGCGUUGGAUGUUGGCUCGACCAUCUGACGCACCGACCCCGGUGUUGAGAAAAGUGUUCACCUCUGCCCUCCUCGCAUGGCCUGUUACUCCGCCAGGCGAAGUCGAACUUGUUAAAUGACUGGAGGCCAUUAAAACAUGACUGAAGCAGCUCCCGGCUCACGCGGUUGUCACCUCUUGCGAGAAUUUCGUCCUCAUCGAAUUUGAAUGUAUGGCCGGAUCUCGUCGAAUGAGCCGCAACUUGAGAGCUGGCGUCAUUUCUCCGCACCGCUGCCGCGUGUUCGGCCAUUCUCGUUCGGAGCUUUAUUUCGGUUUCUCCGACGUAGUUGCUUUGUCCGCAACUGCAACAGAUCCGAUAAACGACUCCAGACGUUUCUAGCCGUGGCUAGUUAAGCUCCUGUCCCGGCGAUCGUGUCUUCUUCUUCAAGACUACUUCCUGGGACUCGUCUCUUCGCUUCUAUUGGCACUCUCUUGUCUUUGUCGAUAAUGUUAUUCGGCCAGUAUUACGCGCCGAUGCGCGGCUGGUGGCGGGGCUCCAGAGAAAAGACUCAAAGGCAUAAAUAGAGGAGUGAGUUCGGUAACGCGAUCUGUGAGCUCCUCUCUACUAUUUUAUGAACUUAUCCAACGCCCUCCUUAAUGGUAACAUUUGAUGAGACAGCUGUGUUGCAAUUAAAUAAGACCGGAGUAAAAAUAGGACUCCGUGUCAAUCGACAAUUGCAUAGCAAAUUAAAUCAUCAAGCUAACCUCCGUCAACCUCCCCUAAGGAUUUCAAGACGCACACAUUUAUAAAGUUGGGUUGGGAAAUUUACCAGCCGAAUUCCACUGAAACCUUAAACACGUCGGUAGAAACUUGCACUUAUAUACACUGUUCACGUAAAUAUGUCAUAUUUCAGUCAAACAAGGGCGGGUGUAUUUUGCGUCAUUAAAUCGCUCACGUUUUUAGAAAGAUCCGACACUGUUUUAAAAAAAUAUAGACGUGAAACGUUACCUGAAUCCUUCAUUUCCGUUCGUUCCCAAAAACGGAUUAAGCAUGAGUUUGGCCCGAAUUUAUUUCUUUGUGAAUUUUUGAAACCAAAUUUAUAAUUUGUCAAGCGAAUGAGCGCGUUCACACUUCUUUAUGGUAUAGGGCUGGCGGCAUUGAGCUUCUUUAUCACGACUGGAUGGGCUAUCGAGACUUCCUUAAAGUACACGUCUUGUGCUUAUCCGCGCGCAAAGGGCAUUGCUUUGUCGCUCAUUCAAAUAAAUGAGCUCGUUUAAGCCUAACUUAUUCAAAAGCAGACCGACUGUCUCACCAUCUUUUGUGGGCUAAAAAUUGAGAUUAAUCGUGUAGUGGAUGAAAGAAACAAGCACCGGAUCUGAGGGAAAUCCACUUCAAACUAACCGAAUCCUUUUCUUUAAUCUUCAGGAUCUCCCCUGAGCCAAAGAACAACCAAUUGUCUAAUUAAUUACAUUAAAUUUCGUAAGAUUUAUCCUCCGACUAAAAAGUGCGGCGGCGCGCAUUCUACUUUAUGGUGGCUUUAGGCUCCAAAAUGCAUUUUUCCUUCUUACCUCUCAGUUUGCAAACUAUAUUCUGGCAAUGAACUUUAUAGCAGGAAUUUCGGAUAAACACUUGAGCGGCAGCAUAGCAAGAGGUUGUUCCAACAUCAGCUGAAUCAUGUCCUGGAAAAGCAUCUCGGCGUGACCUUCACUCUGGGGAUGUAGUAUUAUAAUGGAAUGGCGCGGGUUACCGCGUUCAGUACUUAAUAGGAGCUCUCAUAUCCCAAUCGAAAAGUGUUACUAUGCCCUUUUACAAAACCCCCGAAGCAGUAUUCAAGGUUGCACUAUUAGUUUGCUAAAAGCAAACAUACCCAGUGUACAUUGCGAAAAUGCAUGCUCAAAUCGGACGCAUUUUGAAUCAACCGCUGAAGUGUCAGCUUGUUUUUCCCAACUAAAUGUUUUUCUUAUGGAUCACAAUGUUUUAUUUUUAAUGAUCUCGCUUGCAACUGCUUGCAAAUCCUUAAAAAUCGAGCGUUAAAUCGAGAAGGGUUCAAGCACAAAUUAAAAAACCUAACUCAUAAUCCCAGAACAGUCCUGACGCAAUGGUUUGUGCCCUGCAGAACAAGGAAUCAAAACUUGAAAAGGAAGAUACGAUCGUUGGACAAGAGCUUUAUUAGCCUGACGUUUCGGAUCCCUGUUCGAACCCAUCAUCAGAGACAAAACAGAUACGGGUGGUUUAUGCACAGUGGGCUGCAGUAUUUAUAGGAUGCAGUCGUCAUGCUUCCGCAUACCUAUGAAUAUUCACGACUCCCCCUUUAUCAGGAAUCGUUGCACUUGGUGUGCUGACUGUUUGAUGGUCGACAUUCGCGUCGUUAAUUGCUGCACUUUCAUCACGUGCGUUGGAUGUUGGUGUGAUGAUUACUCGACCAUCUGACGCACCGACCCCGAUGUUGGGAAAAGUGUAUACCUGUGCGCUCACCGCGUGGCUAAUUACUCCAACUAGGCGAAGUAACAGCACGGAGUAUGGAAGGGGAAGAUCGUUGUAUUAGUUGAUUGACAGGGGACCAGUAAACCAUGACUCAAGCAGCUCCCGGCUCACGCAGUUGUCACCUCUUGCGAGAAUUUCGCCCUCGUCGAAUUUGAGUGUAUGGCUGAAUCUCGUCGAAUGAGCCGCAACUUGAGCGCUGGCGUCAUUUCUCCGCACCGCUGCAGCGCGUUCGGCCAUUCGCAUUCGGAGCUUUCUUCUGGUUUCUCCGACGUAGUUGCUUUGUCGGCAACUGCAACAGAUUCGAUAAAUUACUCCAAACGUUUCUAGCCGUGGCACUGAGUCUUUGGCUUCAUUAAAACUAUUAAUACGCCUGACACUAGUCAUUGUUAAGUGCGGACGCGAGAUUUUAUUAGUUAUUAAAUAGUAUACUGUUCUCAUUGUGAACUAGAAGCAUGCAUAAGCAGCAGCGGGAACAAACCUGGCGAUGUGGUAAACUCAACUUUAUUCUCGUUUGAUUUUCACGCUAAUUUUCCUUUUCUAGAAUAUAUUUAGCGAUUAAUUUUAAUUAAUAUUUCUUUCUGAACCUUGAUCUUAUCCUUUACACAGAGAUUUUUCAAAAAUUUUCACUAUCCACUCCACAAUCGUUAUUUAUGUUAUGAAGCGAAAAAAGCAAUUGAUAAGCCGUCCUGCAACUUUUGGCAUCGACAGAUCAUGUCCCUUGUAUUUCUUUUAAAAGUAGGUAAUAUUAUGUUUUUUUAAAACAGAACCCAUAUUCGUAGGAAAUUUUACUCACUUGAAUCACGCUUCGAGCUAACAAAAAAGAUCCAAAGGUCUAAUCAAACCGGUUGGUUUAUUUAAAAUAUUAUAUGGCUUACUUUAUGAAGAAGUGAAUUUUACACGGUUUAGAGGAGAAUUUGUAUAAUGCAGCUUUGCCAGCGUGUUUUCCUGUCGUUUGUUUCAUUAUCUAAAACCGAUGACCUUACCGCUGUUUUAACUCUCGAUUUGAACAUUUUUCAACAUUUUGCCUGCCGAAAAAGCAUUUAUUUCAGGAAAUGAUCGCCAGUUAGUGGCAAUUACUCGAGUUCAAUUAAAUUUAUUAAGCAUAUAGUUACCGGGAUGAAUGAUAAGGUUUUGGGAAAAGAAUAUAAUUUAGACAACCUACUACGGUCAGAACCCAACUCCGUUGGGCGUAGACAUAUUAACUUAGCUGUGCUGUCAUGGGAUCGUUGUGUUGUAAUCUCAGUUCCGUCAAGCCGAAUGGCGGAGUUGAUUUCUGGCGUUUUGUGAAGCAGCGAACGAUCGAAAGUUAACUAAUCGGCAAAAUUACUGUCAGUCCUUAAAAAAUCACUUACGGAAUAGAAGAAGUCAUGAUCGGUGAACAGUUAUAAUAACUUUAAAUCGUUCUCUGAGGGCAACGGCUUUCUAUCCUAUGGUAUUCACACUCUUCAAAUGUCGGUUCCGACAAAUGGACCGUGAUUAUUUCUGAGUAAAACUUUUCUAAACUGGCUGACAUUAUUCAAAAAAAUGUCAGCAGAACAUGUCUAGACAAAGUACUCAAAAGACAAAGGUUAUACUGCCAAUGAGCCAGAUCAAAGGUAAUUGGUUGCCCCUUAAACCUCAACAAAUGGCCUUAACUUCAUGAUUUUCGAGGACAGUAGAGGGUGGCUUGAUGCAGAGACAAAAAUGACUAUAAAAUAACUUUCCGAGAUUUUAGUUAGUGCCCAAGGAUUGAAGGACGGUCGAAAUCUGUGCACUAUAUUUUACAUCUCUAAAUGUAUACCAUACAGGAAGAAGUACUGUCAAUGAAACCCUUGGCUUCAAUGGCCACUUCUGGCCAGUUCAGUGUCGUCCGUCUGCAAUUCCUAACCACACGUCGCCACGCAAAUAUCUGCCAGAAUACAGGAGUGUGCUCCGAGACAGAAUUGGACGAGCGGUGAACUAACUUCCCUUGAUGGUGCAAUAUAUUACUAGUGCUGUGAAACAUGACCUGAUUUUGCAUUAGGCAGAACGAUCUUUUUAAGAAAACAUGGGAGUUAAUUUCACCCGGCGAUUUCCUUUGAGGGGCUGAAUCACUGUCUUUCCGGUGUGGUACCUAAGUUACAUGUCAUCACUCGAAAACAGCGACCAGUAGUGCAAAGAUACUAUUGGCCGUGGCAAGAAGAGAUUGAAUUUCUCUCUCUUUUUUAUCUAUUACAAUCAGCCGGCUGGUCAAAUCCCAGCCGCCAGCGUUUGUUACUUCGACGAGUAAUUUAACUUAAUAGUCUACGAUUUGCUCAGAGUCCUACUGGCUUUCGCCCUUUCUUAAGGGGAAGGCUGCACUCAUAAGCCUAUCAGGGUAUGCGUAUCUCAAGUUGAUCUGAUUCUCUGCUUCCAGGAACCCGAGAUUGUGCAGGUUUUGCGAUUCUUUCAAUAUAUUCUGGUGCAUGGUUAUGGCUAGCCCAAGACGGCGAAUAAGUCAUACUUGGCCUUUCUACAUAGGCUUUUCACGACAGUGCGUUUCUUUGGUUAAGUAAGCGUUAGAAAAUUGCCUACAAAAUCAUCUUUGUUAAAUAUGAAGUAUCGCAUAUCGUAUGGGGAGUGUUGCAAUGCGGUAUUCUAAAUUGUUGUAAGCGAAAACGAUUUUUGGGAUAUCACGGGAUUAUUUGCAUUAACACAGUUGGAUAGACAAAACGAUAUCUAAGAGGAUUGUAAAAAAUAAUUUGAAUUCUUAUUUUUACUGUGUCCCCCUACAACAUGCAUAAACGUGCCUUCUGUGUGCCUAUCUGAAAUGGAUGGACAAUAAACACAGUUUUAAGCACAAAGUAAGGUUACUUGCAUUUCAUCUAUUUGGACAGUGGUGAAGAAAGUUCCGUUUGAAAGACAUUUACAAAGAUGCAAAAAACUCUAGGCACUUCCUGUGAAUCCUAAUUGACCGAGCAAGCAUUCGCAUCAUUUGGCACCCUCAGUAAUUACCCCUUGCAUUUCCUUUGCAACCUGGAAAUUAAAUUCGGCUGCCUUAUUUCUGACCGUACAUAGUUUGAUAGAUCAUGCAGGCAUCAUAACUACUCAUGGAAGAUUCCACCCCAUCCAUCUUACACUAAUAUCUGGCCGAAACUGUGGCCAGUCAUUAAUGACACUCUGUAAGUUAACUUAACCGUUAAACAGAAGUAAAAAAUUAAGGCGUAAACGGCCCGUUUUAUAUAAGGGAAACAAUUACGGUCUAACAAUAAGAAGCGGCACUGUUAUCCUAAAGUUUGUAUAAAGAUUAACUGUCGUGUUUACUUUUUGAAUUUUCUAUCACCUGUACUUUGGAGGGCGUUUCUCAUUUCUUACAAUAAUACUAUAACUACGGGCGCAUUUACACACCACGACAAACUACUUUAAAUCCAACCUUAUAGUAUUCAAGCACGUCAAUUAUUUGCUUCGGGAAACUUAUUCGGGAAUAAAAACAGAACAUAAACGUCAAUCAUACAAAGGGACGUAAAUGUGAACUCUUUAAAUUGCACUAUUGUCCUCGCAAAGUCAAAUACGCUCGGAAGCGUAAAUCAGGUUAAGGUCAGCUAUUAACAUAAAAAUGGCCCGAGUAUAAGCUAGCGUAUAUUUCCGCUAAAUUUUAUAAACAUUUUGUCUGAUGAAAUUCCUGAGACACAUGGUGUGUGCUAAAAAAUAACAUUUUCACAAAGAAGCUUCGCAAAUAUGACGAAAAAUAUUUUAAUUUUAUUGCAUGAGAAAUUCUCGUGUACGAUCCAAAAAUCUUUCAGUUUCCUUUUUGAUAAUGCAAAAUCAUGGUCAACUGAGACUGGUUUAUCUGUUUACAACUUUUUCAGAUAAUAUUUCGUUUGACUUUUUACUUAAUAUUCAGACAAAACUAGUGUGAUUCUGAUGUUCAACAACAUUAACAUUUUCUUUAAAAGGCUCGUAAAAACCGUCAAAAUAUUUUUGAAAUAUAUGCUAUAGUGGGCAUUAAAAUAUUCUAGUCUAUGAGUUAAGCUAUUAUGCCCUGUGCGCAGUAAUGGUUUGAGCAAAGUUCAGUUAACAGCGACGGUUACCCCUUUAUUCCAAACAUUUUCCUAUGCUUGCAAACUUUUCGAAUUCAAAAACAGAAAUAAACUAAUUGUGCUCAUGGGUCCACCAGGCAAUUUUCAUGGCAAACUGUACAAAACUUAAUUUGGCGGAGGACAACUUAUGUGCCACCCAAAUCGAGGUCGCUUCCGGUAGGUCAAAACAUUGUUUGCCUCUGUUUUCCUUUUUAUGUAAAGUAGAAUGGGACGAGAGAGAAAAUUUCAUUGGCGUCAGGCUGAAUAAAGAGACAGCUGGAUACUCAGGCCCUGUUUGAUAAAAUAUGUCUGAAUGACAUUACGUAGGGCUAAUCGGGUUCCAUUUUUAGCAACGCCAUAUGUACAGUGCGUGACCUAUCUCAUGAAAUGUUGGCUUUCUUUUAAUCUCUCAAUAGAGAAUCACGUCUUUAUUAUAUUUUAUACUUAAGGAAGGAGUAUAAUUAGAUUUUAAAAAGUUUCUUAUUAUGAGACUGUUUUAGACCGCGAUAUGUCCAUUCGCAUAGCCUCGUACCUGGCCGUUUACCACUGCUCCUCAUGAAAUGUACAACAUGGUCCGUAUCCAUUGCAAAAUUUUAUGGACCCUGUAUGAUAUCUCUUUAAUGACAUAGAAAAAUAUGGGAUUUUCUUUACACGAAACGCAUGCACCUUGUAGACAGAAAUCACUAAGCGCUGAUGCAACAAAUGAUCAGGCUCCAAAUUAUUCGGCAAUUAGAAAACGUUUUUAAAACCCAAUUAAACUCCUUCUUCGAGUAUAAAAUAUAAAGAAGACGUCAUUCUCUAUUGAGAGACUAAAAGAAAGCACAUUUUCGUUUGUGGUUUCUAUAAAAUAUAUUUGAAUUUGCAAGACCAUCGAAAAUCAAUGGGAAAAAUGCAUGCUACUUAAAUAGUCAUUUUUUACCGAGCACGCUUUCUACAAGAGAUCGAAAAGGAGUGCAUUUAAAAGCCGACAUCCUGCCGAGUCCAAAAUGUUAAAAGAGUAUGCCUUGAGAUAAUCAGUAUCACAACCGCGACCAAGUAAUCCUUCCUAAUCAAAAACGCAUUUCAGAAUUUCAGCCAACAUUUCAUGAGAUAGGUCACGCACUGUAGGGCACGAAUUUUAGGCUUCCUGCUGCAGACCCCGCAAGACAGACAAAUGUUUCUACUGGGCGAUGCUAUUAUUAAACUACAAAGUGGAUGUACUUUUAUGUUUUUAUGCAUGACAAAGACACCGUGAUUAUGAAAUCUGUUCUGAUAGCAAAUCCGCGCAGUCGUUACUUAAAUAAACCUAACUUGUUUGAAACGAUCGGCCAGUCUUGCCUUGCGUGAUUACUACCCCACAGGACAAUCCGGCCCAACUCAGACCCGUGAAUCAGGAUGCAACAGCUUAUUCUUACUGCGGCCUCUACGGUACUCUCGCCCAAGUUACGUAUGCGCCAUCAUUUCAGCAGUCUGGCACAAGUUUUAUAAACCAGUUUUGACGUGCGCACGUAGACGUACUUUUGAGUUUUGGCAUUUACUAAGUCCACUCCCACAAUUAGUCACCUUGACACUGUCUUGCUUUCGCUGUCAACGGUGGAGGGCCGAGUGUGGUAAAUACUAAGUAAGUCCGUCUCAUUAUAACCUAAUUUAAACACAAGUCGCCGAUAUUUUGCUAGCUCCAUAAGACAGACAGUGGACGCCGCAGUUAUAUGUGCUGGGAAGGGGUAAAGUUUGUAACUUCUCUAAUUAUUUGGAGGGUAACAAUCGGGAGAUGGCACCCAAAAAAUCCGUUACCUAGAAAUAAUACGUUUAACAGUGUACUCAAACGCCUUCAAUCUAUAUCAGCGGUUGCAAGCCUACUUUCGCGCACUACUUGGACUUUCAGCAAUGGCCUAACAUGGGCUGGCCAAAUGAACAUCGCAGGAAGUUACAUGGACGAUGGUCGCUGUUACCCAACCUUCCCCAGCGUUACACACGUACACCUGAUUAUACGGCAUACAUUCGCAUUAUGGCAGUUUAUUACAAAACAAAAUCACUUUAAAAUAGGAUAAGUCCGCGCAACAUGGGACAGGAACAGUUCCCAGGUAUCUGUCAAAGACAUGGCAUUGAGGCCAAACCAAAGACGAUACUGUCUCUGCGAGCCCACACAGCUCUAUCACAUACAGGGCCUCCCUCGUGGAGUUUCCUUUUCAGUCUACUCCAGUAUGCCUCAAUGGCAUUGGUGUGCCGUCCAGUGGUAAGGUCCUUGAAGUUCUUUUAGAGGUUAACAGAGAAAUGUAGACAGCCUUCUGAGGGAAGACGAUUAUACGCUUUCCAUUAUACCGCUUUGGCGACACAUUUUGCAAUAACGGAACGGAGAGCGGGCAAACUUCAAUCAUUCACCUGUUCAAGUAAGGUUUUCCGUCGGCUAGUGUCGUACAUCCCGUCCAGCCACCAUCCAUAAAACCCCUAUUACCACUUGUCCCGUAAGACAGGUUACGUUUGUUAGGCGGAUUUUUUGGGUGCCAUCUCCCGAUUGUUACCCUUAGGAGUAACUGAAACUUUAUGGUACAUUUAAAAGACAGGUUAACGUUCCGGCUCUCCCUGAAAUAGUGGCAGGUCCAUGGAAUAAUUUAAAGAGAACUCCCCAACCACUGGUAACGCCAGGCAAUGUGCUAUAAUGGGCGAUCAAUUUUAGACCUAAAAAUCCAUUAAGGGGACACGCAUUUUGUAGCACCAGCUAAGUACUUUUGAAAAAGAUGCCAACUUCCUAAGUUACAAAAACUCCAGAAAACUCUAAUCUGUGGUUGAUGCGAAACAAACACGACAUGAAAGAAAGAUCCAGUGUCAAGUGUGUAACGUCCCGUGAUCUGUACAGGUUGUUUGAAUACCGUGGCACUUUUGGCGCGCGGGCCUAGGAUGGAGAUGGCGUAGCCGCAUGUUGGUGAAGAUGGCCGGUGUCCCUUCCACUCUCUUCCGCCGAUCCCUUCUCCUGCUCCGUAUCGUGUCGUAACGUUCGUACCACUUCCCUCACUACAUCGGCAACCCCCUCGGCCCUUCCCUGCAGUUGCCCCCAGCGCUGUGCUCCCCACCGGUUUUCCAGCUGGCAUGUUGGCCUCGCCUCUCCAUCCAGACAGGUCACUCGACUGUUAUAACUCAUCCCGUUUGUACUUUUAACUGUCAUUAUACAUCUUUUCAAUUCCCUUUUCUGUUCAUUAUAUCUUCCGUCCGCUGAUCGCUUCUUCUUCCUUUUUGUAUGGAUGAGUAUCGUGAACUGCUAACAAUCGUAUUCAGAUCAACACAAGCCAGGAUCACUUCCUCGAUAUUCCGUUACGCGGUUGUGUGCUACCCUUGACGUCCUCGGCCGCUACAAGUGAGCAAUACAACUGUGCUUUGAAGGAGCACGUGCAAUGCCUCCCGACUAAAGCAUGUAUAUUCUUUCUGCAUUCCCGCAAAGUCACAAGGCUGCCGACCCUGGCAACAUCGGGUGGGAACCUCAAGCGAUCUGUCAAAAUUACUAGCAGAAUUCACUGUUAACGCUGGACGCCGAUGUCAAUGUUUUACUUUAUUGUCGGAUUUUGGUGACGUUUUCGACUUCUGGAGUCGCAUCGCAUGAUGGGUCCGCAACAAAAUGUCGAAAAAGUUACCAUGCAUGCAUUUAACCACGUCAACAUGCGUCCAUAAAUGUGCUUUUUGUUGUUCCCGGUCGAGGUGAAAACCUCGUGAUUACGACGUGUCAUUAUCAACUUGAAGUUCAUGACUGUAGAAAUGGUUUGACAUCUUAAAUUAGACAAUGUUAACCAUGUUAUUAAAUCGUACAUUAAAUCCAUUUAAAAAAGACUGCUAUCAAAUAACAUUCACUUGUUCGGGGUACACAGAUAUCGCAGAAAAUAGGCCCUCUCCUUAAAAAGACGUAAAGCCUUUUUUAGAAACCCAACCUUUUCCUACGUAAGCCAAUCUUUCAGCCCAGGUGUGGUCCACCCAGUCCAUCAAGGUUUCUCUUUGAAGGUCUCCUUAUGAGAGAAGUGCAGUUCUUUGGCAUGUUGACGUGGGAGAGGUUUUCAGAUGCAUUAUGAACCAAAAUCAAACUUAAAAUGUAUGAACGAACAAAAGGAUUUUAGGUUAUAAACGGUUAAUAAUCCAUGCAGGGGGAGGGUUGUCCCUGUUGUCCAUGUUCGUCGGAACGAGGCCUGUUCCAUACAUGAGGAAUUAAACACGGCAGACGGUCACACCUGGUCCUCGCAGGGCUUACCAGGCAACUAUCUAUAAUUGACAACGAACGACCGCGCCCUGCCAGGAUGUUAACUGCAUAACACGAGUUUUUAAACUUUUAGCAGCUGGGUGUGCCCCGACUUACAUGCUCAGUCAGCCGUGCGCUUUAACGAGUACUCCAUGACUCGCUGGAAAAAUUUGCCUGAUGAGUAGGUGUCCGGAAAGGAGACAAGCGGCGGCAAGCUUCAAAGCUGCCCUAAGCAGCCAUCAUACACAAAGCAAUAAACGGCUAACAGAGUGCUCUCAGCUCUCUCAGAAUUGUCGACCUCCUCCCUAAGGAGACAGAACACCAAACCAUGCCAAAACCACUGAAGUAUCCAUAAAUCCUAUACAGAGGGGAAAAAUAAUUUUGGACCAUCAAAAGUAUGCUGGUCACCGGCCUUCAGGCUUGAAAAACACUGUACUUCUGCAAUUGAACCCGGCAUUCUUAUAAGCCAAUGAAGAAGAUCCAGGCAAUCUAGUGCAAAAGGAACUUUCCCUGAUGACUGUUUCAAUGACCAUCUUAUUUGGGGGCCCGGAUGGGCACCAAAUUCUAGUGGGACAAGGGUCCUCCACAGCUUCGAAAAAACGUGCAGUAAGUGGGCUAACUAAUGAAAUCUAAACAGGAAUUCCGAAAUGUGUUUUAUUUUGGAAAAUAUUUAUUAAGUAAGAUCGUUAGACCAGGCAAAGGGCAACAUAAUUCUACGAUAGCUCAGUUACCCCAGGACGCCUGCUCUCGAACAAACGUCUUUUCGGCUACAUCUAAAAACCGUUCUCCACAAAACAUGACUACUUUGUCAGCAUGCAGUUUAUGCAUUGAUUUUCGAUGCCCUUAAAUAUCCAAUUAUAUUUCAUAGAAAAAAUGUAUACAAAUAGGCAUGAUUUUGCUCAUUCAAUAAAACAUUACGUCUUCUUUCAAUUUUAUAUUUGAAAAAAGAUAUAAUUUGGUUUUGUAAAACGUUUUCAAUACUUAAAUAAUUUUGAACCCGACCUGUCGUUACACUUGCAUUCAGGGUUUACAAAAUAAAAUACGCAUGAUUUCCGCGUACAGAAAACCAUUCAUUUCUCUACAGUUUUGCGAGGACAUAAUAUGGGGUUAAUAAAAUUAAGCAGUGCAGUUGAGCCGCAUUAUUAACUUUACUAGCUAAAUUGUUAAAUACAGAGACACGAUGUUUUAUGAAAGGUCAUUUCACGAUGUCAAAAAAAACUUUUAGAAAAUUUUUUAAAACCGAAUUAUACUCCUCCUUCGAGUAUUAAAUUGAAAUCACAAGUUAUUUUCCACCGAAUUUGCGGAAGAAUAAAUAUUUUUUUUGCAUUUUUUCUAUGAAAUAUAAUUCAUUCUUUAAGGCCGUCGAAAAUCAAUGAAAAAAUGCAUGCUACUUAAUUAGUCCUUUUUACGGAAUAUGGUUUAUGGAUGCAGUCAAAAAGACCUUCCUUCGAACUAACUUAUUACAGAAUUAUGCUGCACGAUGAUUUGUUUCACAACCCUACUUAAUAACCCUUUUCGGAACUUAUUUUGGAAUUUCUGUUGAGAUUUCAUGAGUUAACCCACCUACUCAAUAUUUCCUGUAGCUCGUAGGACUGGAAUCUGGUUUGUUGCUGAUGACUUUCAUUCCUUAAUUGUGGCCACCGAAGAACUGCUCAUUCUGACUUUGCAGAAAUGACAUAAAGUUUAUUAUCAGGGUACAAAGAUCCAGUAACUCGAGAAUAUAUAUGUCUGACAAACAAAAAAUUAAGAUAAAGCAUCAAACUCGCAAAAAAAUGCAUUUUUUUCAGUUUCAUAAUAUCUUCAGAAUCUAAUGCACUAACUCAGAGCUAAUGACUCGGAAGGAAGAUUUAUAGGCUCAUUACGAAUGCCGACAUGAAUAUUUGGGCCACAAUCUAUCAGUUUCGGCGGGGCUAACAGGUAGCCGGCAGCAUAUAAAUAUUUCAUGAUGGCAACACGGUAUUAGAAAAAGGUUCAACCACAUUUUCGCUGAUAUGCUGAUAGUGGACGACAGAGGUGAAGGGCGUUUGAUUCAUCAGUAGGUCCCUCCGUGCGUUUACUGGUAGAUACUUCAGUUUCGAAAGAUAAGCCUUUCAAUCACUACGCAUACUUAGAUCCACUCAUUCAAAAUAAAGCCUUGCGAGAUUUGUCCGGAAGGUGGUUUGCAAUAUCACGUCAACAUCCAACACUUAUGAUAAAAUGUCAUCAAUUAACAACUUGCAUGCUAGCCAUCAGGCAACUGGCACAGUAGCCGGCAAAAAUCAUCGAUGGAGAGAGCGAUUAAUUAUCCUAGGUAUUCAGUAGCUAGCGACUGCAUCCUAUAAAUACUGCAAUUUCCUGUAAACGAAUUACUCUUAUUUGGUGUUGUCUCUGGUGGUGGGUUUGGACGUGAAUUCGAAAUGUCGGACAAAUACUUAUCGCUCCUACUUCUUAUCAGAUUUAUUAUUAUUUUAUAUGCAAAUUGCCCAAUCAGAUAGAAUUUCAUUUGUUAUACAUCUUCAGUCGUAGUCGUUAGAUGAUCACAUAUAAUACGUUUACGCCAAACAGUGAAAACCACAGCGACUUCGAUGGAAUUUGAACCAACGACGGAGAGGGGAGGACUAGAAUAUGACCGUCGCUCUUGCCACCUGAGCUAUAAGAUCUCACUGGAAGCCGGGAUUUUAAUCAUAAUUUACAAUUAUUCAGAAUCCCCGAAAACACCUAUUACAAACGUGAAUUUGGUAGUCAUCUGGUGUAUUUUAGAUCAAUUUUUAGAAACCUCUACCAGCUUGAUGCAUCAAAUUUGGUGAAUUCCAUAGGUUUUGGGUGACGUGACCCAAAUUUAACUAAUAAUAUGGCUCCCAACGAGGCCUCGUAACUCAGGUGGCCAGAGUGUUGGUAGUACUUAGACCUUCCCUUUGCCAUUCCGGAUUCGAACCCCACCGAGGUCGCUGGGUUUAAGCAGUUGAGAACAAGGUAACCAAUCUAAGGUUCAUAGAUGUUUUGGAAGAUUUUGAGCACUUCAUAUUGACCUAUCUGUGAAGAACUCGGCGCCUUGGUUGGAUUCAAACACACGCAGUAGGGGGAAGGCUUCAGUACAGCCAACAUUCUAACCACUGGAGGUAUGAGGCCUCGCCGGACGACGCGAAUUUAAUCGCAUUUGCGCCAAGUCACCUGCCUUACCUAUUACAGCGUCUGGAAUUCUCCAAAUCUGUUACAGUCAAUUGACAGCCUAAGCAGGAUUUCCUAAAUUUUCCGAAACACCUAUUAAUCACGUGUAACUUGAAAUUCUUUGGUUAGUUUUGAUAAAUUUUAGAUGCCAAUUCUUUUUUUUAAAUUGACUUUCUGCAUGCUUUAGAAACAACUAUUUUGUUAGAAUGUUUAAGCCUUGAGGAGUGCAACCUGGAUGGCUUUUGCAUAACGGAGUUGGCCUCACAAAUUUCCCGCCAUUUCACGUGGUUCAUAAUGUUGACAGCCUGUGCCGUCAGUAUUUCUUCAUCAGGGCUUUCAAAACACUGCCAUUCAAUUUUUUCCUACACAUUAGCAAAAUUCCGCUCUUAUUAUAUUUUCAGUUAGCAUUAAUUGCGAUGCCCUAGCUGCAAGAAGUGGCAGGGAGUCAUAUUGUAACAAAUCUGUCAUUCCAACGGAAGAGUAAUGAAGACUCCCGUCUUCCGAGCUCUUUUUCGAACAUUGACCGAAUAAGACCUAUCAAACACCUACUUAGACUGAAGGAGUUUGGAUACUGUUCCAUUCUUGUUUUGUUCUAAUUUUGUAACUACUAAAUGUCCGAUGGAGUCUGUGCUGUCUUACCACACUAUAGAAAUGAUAUUUUUUCCUUUGGAAGGAAAAGAAUAUCCAACACACAGGGGUAAUUAAAAAAUACUAAAUUGCAAGACUUCUCUACUUUUGAAUCGCGAUCCACUCACUCCGAACCGUGGCAGUCCGGGUAGAAAAAAUCCUUCGGACGGGCAGCCGCCAUCAAGCGCAUGUGGCGUAAAAUUCAAAAAAUGAAAAAUUAUUUCGUACGAAAGGACUGCUGAAAAACCACGCACUGUGAUGAGCAAGUCAAUUUUUUCAGUGUUGUUUGAUCCGACUUUUUAAAGUACUCUUUAGAAAUCCCGCCGUACCCGAGCGCGUGGAAUUUUCAGUGGGGCACAGACAUCUCUCGCGAAACAAAAAAAGCUGUAAAAAAUGUUUCAGAGAAUUUACGCAGGUAGAUGCGUCGUUCGCUCAUUUAAUCUUUUCGGAAAAGCAAAAAAUUACCAGUUCAGCAAGUAAAAGGUUCCUUCGAGAAGGUUCUACCACAUUUCCUGAAUCAGCUGCCGACCGCUGUGAGCGUAGGGCUAAAUUUUUGUUCCAAGCGGUUGUAAUCACUUCUUCAAAAGGGGCGCUAGACGCUCUUGUAGAACGCUUUCAUCCUAAAAACCUUGUCGUCGUAUUCAUGCGGGCUGGUGGGAGGUGAAGGCAGAAAAUGGAAUUCAUGUUGUUAAAAGUACGGACCUUCUAUCACGUUACACACUGUAGAACUUCUGCCAGUAGAAACGAAAGGACUGGUCCCCGGAAGCAGUCUUGAAGAAGGAGACACAGUCGCCAGCACAAAAGCUUUAUUUGCCUGAAGUUUCGAAUUCCUGCUGGAACCCAUCAUCAGAAACAAUAGCCGAUACGAGUAGUUCACUAACAACAGGCUGCAGUAUCCGUAAAACGCAGCCACCAUGCUACCGCAUACAAAUUGAAAGUCAUACUUACUCUUCUCAUCGGGGUUUGUUGCACAUGGUGUGAUGAUUACCUGAUGGGCGACAUGCGAGUCGUUAAUCUUUGCAUUUUCAUCACAGAUGUUGGAUUUUAGAGUUACGGUUGCUCGAUUGACCGUUCCACGGACUCUGGGAAUAGUGUUCGCCUUGCGCUCCCCGCGUGGCUAAUUACUCCACCUAGACGAAGUCUCAGCACCGACAAUGGAAGGGGAAGUUCGUUGCAUUGGUUAAUAAACUGGGGCCCAGUAAACCAUGACUCAUAAAUAGGUAUGCGGUAGCACGUAGACUGCAUCCUAUGAGCACCGCAGCCUCUCAUUAGUGAAAUACCCGUAUCAGCUGUUGUUUCUGGUGAAGUGUUCGAGCAGAAAUUAAAAACAUCAGGCAAAUAAAGCUCUUGUUCCACUAAUCGCGUCUCCUUCUUUCUGUAAGGCAGUUGAUCCACGCGUUCUAACUUUACUCCGUGCCUCGAAUCAGUUAUCACAAGGUUGAUAAAGGCGGAAGCUUUUCGAGCAGUCUAGACUCCUAUGCGACUAAAAAAUUUCCCCGGUUCAAAGGCCACAUUAAAAUCUUCCCAGCACAGAACCAAGCGAAAUUAAAAAGCAUCAGUGUCCUACUUUCAGAAUAUUAAGUGUGAUAAACCAGUAUUAAAACCAAGCGAAUGCGAUGCUAACCGACUCCGAAUUCUCCUGGGAGGCUGUCAAACUAGUAGAGAAAGUAUCAGCUGGUUCGAAAAAUAUUUGCCAACUCCACCACCGGCUUUUAGAAAUUUUAAAUUAAUUUCUGUUUUUGAGAUGUUUUACAAAAAACUUGACAUUGUACUGUUUAAUAAGUCACCUAUAAUUUCUUUCGGAGUGCACGUUUGAGGCAUAUAAGCCUACAAAAACGAAGAUAAGAAAGAGGAAAUGCGUUUUGUUUCUUUAUGUCGGCUCAAACGCGGUUUUAAUGCUUAUCAAACAGCUGCCAAAAUCAAUAAAACACAGGGAGAAGGGUCCACAAAUGGUCGGGCAGUACAAAAUUGUUUCUAUAAAUUCCGUAAUGGCAAUGUUGAAGAAACCGCACGUCAGAGAGCUAAACAAACGUCCAAGGCACUUGAUGUCAGUGUUAUACCGGUGUUCGAAUAUCCGAUGCGUACUGGUAGGACAAACGAUUUCCAUUAGUAGGACGCGCGUGGGUUCAAUGAAUAUCAAACACCUGUUGGUAACUUGCAACGAAACGUGGACCUCGUAAGUGAUCAGGAUAAUAGCCGGAUCCUGAUGGAGCACCCAAAUAUUUUCCGAAACUCCAUCUGCAUCAGCAAAUGGUUAUGGUGUAAUUCUGGUGGCCGGCUAUUGAUGUAGUCCAGUACGGCCUUCUCAAGGCCAACAAUGGCAUCAAAACAGAGGUAUACUGCAAACAACUUGGAAAAAUGCAUGUUAAGUUGGAAAAAAACUAGAACUUCACUAUAGGAUUGGUGUGACCCACUUAUCCUCUAAGACAACACACGGCCGCAUGUUGCGACGAUGGAACUCCCGAAACUCAGUGACGUGGAAUAAGAGACUUUACCACAUCAUCUGUGUUUUGCGAUCUUUUGCCCAUUGACUACUAUUUUUAAUCAUCUAAACUCCUUGAAAGCUACAAGACUUUCAAGAGCAAAAUCGAGAAAGAGACUGGAUUCCGAGGUUUUUUGUCAUAAAAACUAGUAAAUGUUUGUCGACGUGGCAUAAAUGAUCUCGUUUAUUGAUAGCGUAGAUGCAUAGAUGAUUAUCAAUCAGACUUUGACUAAUCUUAACAAGCGUAGUGUUAAAAUCUUCAAGAUGAAAGGCAUGUUCCUGAAAUCGACCAGUUUUUUCCGAACAACCUAAUAAUAUGCCACAUUUGGUCCGCCGAAAUUCGGCUAAAUCCCAGGGAUUAGUGGUUGCGUGCACUGUACUGCGAGGAGCAGGUUCGGCAUAGUGACCAGCAAGGCAUUCAAAUAAAUUCGUGGUGGAAAAAUUAGCAUAAUCUCGAACCCUGUGUUGUGUUUAGUUCACAUUUGUAAGCCUCCAGCUUCCUCCUGAUGGGGCGAAAUUUCGAAUUUAAAGAGAACCAUCAUUUUCCAGUUUAAAGGGCAGGAAUGCUGCAAGUAUUUCUGACAGUUAUUGUUGGAUAACAAAAAAACUCCUAUCAGUAUGUUUUUUGCAUUUUGCUGUGAGGUAGAAUGGACGGCGUAGUUCAGAAGUCCAGGCACGGCUGGCGACAACGAACAAGUAUUUUGUUGAUUUAACAUGGUAAGCGGUAUCAAAGACGGUUUAUAUUUCUCAAGCUCUUUCACUCCAUAUCUUACGGCCUCGGUUAUUGGCCGUAAAGUAAUCUUCUUACUCUGUGCACUUGAAAAACGUUUUUCCGCAGUUGCGCACUUCCGUAUUAAAACCUGUCAGUUUGGUUGUGCGUAUUCCAUUUCUGAUGGAGGAGCCUAUUACUGCUGUGGGUCUUAAGCGAUAAAAUGUAUCUGUCCACCACCCAUAUCGACUCAACACUCGGAAAAAAGCGGCAGGAGUCUGGGUUCAAUUGUAGAGCUUUUUGAGGAUUCCGUUUUUGAAUAGUACGGUUGUUUUGCCUAAAGAAACGCUCGAAAUGUGACUGGAAGUGGUAUACCAGCUUAAGAGGGAAGAAGUAUUCACUGGAACAGAUGUUGGUAUUUCAGAGCUCAUUGUGGGCUUUUUAUUUUCAAGCGUUGAAUUCGCUAACCUGGACAGAAAUUUGGGAGACUUGGUAAGCUACUCGGCUUUUGACUGGACGAUUUUCUCCCUCCAUUGCUGUUCUAAACUUUUGGCGAUCUAACGAUUUGAAAAAUUAUUUGUGUUAAUGGAAACCAACAAGCGAGUUCUAGGAGGCAGUUCAGAGGAAAAAGAAGUGGAUGCGAGCACUGGAGCAAGAAGUCUACUAACCUGGCGUUUCGAAUCUUUGUUAGAAUUCAUCAUCAGAGACACUCGACCUCCGUGGUGAUCGGUUCGAAUGAGAAUCCGAAACGUCAGGCCAAUAAAAUUCUUGUUAGAAUGAUAUUUCUGACAAAGACAAGAAAGACUGGAAUGGCCAUUUCUGGCUUAUUAACCGUCCUCAGCCAGUUAUACCCAACUCCGAAGUGUGGCACACCCGAGGCUCGAACUCGCGACCAGUUUGUUAGAAGUCCACGCCUCUAACCACUUCUUGUUCCAGCAAUCCGGCUUCUUCUUCUAAAUUGCUUGUGUUAUAAGUCACCGCUUCCAAAGAGAUUAGUGGAAACUCCGUAGGCGGUUGCCUGAUCUGUGUGCUCCUCUGCUUUCUUAUAGAGAGAAUUCCGUGUCAGAAAAUAUAUGAUCGAUUUUUGUCAUUUCAGUUCAGCUGCCUUGCUUUACUUAUCGUGUCGUUCGUAACGCGGGCUCCUCAAAUCGGGAGAUGGCCGACAUGGUCGCUGACGGUUUUAGUCACAAAAAGUCAGGAUUUAGGUGUGCGCUGAUAGGACUUCGAGUCACUUCGGCUUAAGAUGGUUGUCUUUUUGGUUAUAAAUCAGUUUCCCAGUUGCUCUUUUGUGCUCACGCAUGCGAGUCCAAACUGGAAAGAUACGAUAAUGGGUGUAUAUGACCCUCGCUAUACACCAGAGGGUUAGGGUUGUGGCCUUCCAAAGAAGUCCGUAGCUGUAGUUCCUUCAUCGUCGGACCUGGAAUUUGAGCUCCGAAGAAACCGCCUUUACAGAAUUUGUCCCCAUUCAAACAUCAUUGAAAUAUACGCAAUUUUACCCGCACUUUAAAUCCCAUGCAUUUGUUUCUGUGGCUGCCGAUGCCGUUUAGUGGUUGUAAAGACGUUUCAUCGUUAGGUAUAAAUAAGAAAGUUGUCAUUCAGUUAGAACUCUUCUCCUUCCAUAAACAAAGUGUUUCUGUCAGCCUUACAGGGCCGAAAAGUGCUUAUCAGCCAAUCCGUGGAACACACCGCCAGUACCCUGAUGCCCGCGGUUCUAUCGGGGUGUGGUUUCCUGUGUUUUUUUUCAUUACUAAGAAGUUACUUAUUAUUUCACUUCCUCUAGGACAGAAAAGCGCUCAUUAACAAAAUUCAAACCCGCAUUUCUAAUGAUCUAUGAGGACGGCUAGAAACUUUUGGGAGCUUUCUAGAAGUUUUGCAGACAAGGCGAUGUGUCCUAUUCCGGACAGUGUUUGACCCGCACUGUUGCAAAAACUUGAGUGCCUCGGUCGCAUAUAAUGAUUGACUGAUCGUACGCCGGAUCAUUUGAGAGCAACCUAAAUCACGACUGCGACACUCCGCUGUCCAUAGUUGGGUGGAAGUGGACUUGAUCUAUAUUGUUAACUUGAAAAGCCAAAUUCGCAAAUGGAUUGAAACGACGAUGUAGUAACGGCCAUUUCACGCUAUUUUAAAGUCGCACAAUAAGUCAAUUUUUUAAAACCGAAUUAUGUCCUUCCUUCGAGGAUACAAUUAUAAGAAGACGUAAAUGUCUACCGAAUGCGCAAAAGAAUGGAUAUUUUUUGUGUUUUCCAUGAAAUAUAAGUGGACAUUUAGGGGCAUUGAAAAUCAAUGGGAAAAAUUCGUGCUACUUAUGUGGUCACUUUUUACCGAGUGUAGUUUUUCAUGCAGCCGUAAGAAAGUUCAUUCGUAAGCCAGUAUCCCGAGGUAACUGAAAUAUUAUAGAAUUAUGCUGCAUGAUGAUUAGUUUUACAACCCUACUUACUUAAUCUUUUCGAAACGAAAACGUACUUCGGAAUUUCGUUUGACAGUUCAUGAGUUAUCCCUCCUACUCUACGUCAAGGGUUGAAGAUGGUUACACCGGUUCUUCCAUUGGAAGCUACCCCCCCCCAUGAAUCUAACCUUAUGCUUACCCCUUGGAACUGCGAUGUCCUGAACAGCGAAGGGGGGUGUGCAGAUGUUGCACAGGCUAGCAGCGUCAGCGACCGGCCUGCAACCACUCCUGCGUUCUGACAGCUGACCACCCGUUUGUCAGAUGUAGUUUGUCUUCCAUAAAGUUUGGUCCGACUUAGGCGAACAGCUGCCGUAUGUUGCCAGUAAGGUAAUUUAUCCUAGUGCUUUACUGGCGUGGCUUAGCUUGAUGUCCUUUAUUAAGAUUUGGCUGCAAAUUGGGAGGUCUGUGAACAUUUGCUUUAUUUUGGGAGUGCAUUAACACUCAGACAUGCUGCUGUGAAUGAUUAAGUAUCACCGCUAGGGUAAACAGAAAUACGAUCAAACACAAACAAUACCGAAAUGGCAAUUUCAGCUGUUUUUUGUCGUCUUGCUGUCCCGCGGGGAAGAUGUGCAAAGAAAAACGUGUCAACGCAGACUGGCGCUAGUUUCUGUGCCCAAUACGGCAGAUGUGAGCUACACGCUGAAAUCUACAGCCUUCAAGAUGCGUGGUCACACAGCGAACGCCCAAGAACCUCAAGAAACUGAUUUUUCUAACUUUAAUUCAACCACCUCCAGUAGCUUCUGACGUACUUACGGCAAGCGCUCAACCGCCGAGAUCGACUAUAUCCGCCGCGUGCCGUGAAAUGGAAGAAGUGUGUGUGUGUGUGUGUGGCAGAUCCGAGUUACAUUUACCGCAUUCCCUCCUUCCUCAGCUACCAUAUUUUGAUAGCAGAAAAAUCUGAAAGUGAUCUGAGUUUGGCUCAGAUGCAGUCACCGACAGCCCGUUUACGCGUGCCGCACACGAGCUCAUGAACCGCGCAAUUUGCUGGGUCAUCACGAAAGAAAGGAAGACUACUAUCUCAGGUUUGUGGGCGUGCCACAUAAGGUCGUAGUAAAAAGGGGUCGUUGAGUUUGUUGCGGCUAGGUGGUCAGAGUAAGUGCUUUGAGCGCUACAACCAUUAGGUCGAAUCUCAAGUUGUAAAGAGAAGACAGAAGGCACCAGAAUGAGGAGUUUUUGUGCACAGAACCCGAAGUUGUCUUCUCAGGCGGCAGUUACCACUGGCAAAGCCGGGGCAGGCCCGAGAGUCCCGAGGACAGUGGUAGCAGCCACUUUCGUAGGCUCGUGGCCCAAGUUCAAGUGGUGUCCAGUCAGUGUGUGUUGCAUUGCCGAGGGGUGGUGUCCCAGUGGCUUAGUUUGUGGUUGAAGGGGGGAGGUGCGUUCAAGUUGCCCCAUGGGCAGCUGCGGCUGUGAGAACGCAGGUAUGCCCAAGAUGUCGGUCGUGUGACUUCAGGUCAGUGCGUCUGGAACAGCGCACUGCAAAGGUGUGAAUGACCUUGAGACAGCAAGGUCUUGACUAAUGACGCCAGACCGGUCAUGAUGGCUACAAGUUCUCGAGCCAGCCCUCCCACAUAUAUACAUUGCCGACCCGUAGUUAAAUACUUUAAUCUACUUCUGGAGUAAUUACGACGUUCGUCGGAAUUCUUACUGUUCACACUUUAGUCUGUUUUGAUCUGCAGUAAUUGAUAGAAGAGCAUCCUGGCGUAAGGCGCGCUUUUUUAAAUCACGUGCUCAAGUGUCGUGCACAUUGGGAAGCAGGUAUCGGCCCUGUAUGAAAUGAAAUUACUAGAAGAGUCAGUAAGUUUUGCUGACACGCAUACAGCAAGCGAUUAAAUUGGAACCUUAAAAAUUCCUUUUUCAUAGAUACACGUUAAAAGUGUUAUAACCAUUCGUCCGAAUUUACUCACCGACUGAUGAUUGAAAAUCACUGAUGGGGUCUAGUCUACCUGUUGGUUAUAAUAAGUAGGCUAUUAAUCCCGUCAAUCGCUCGUUUAUUCACCCUGUGCGGUUUUUUUUCAAAUGACACGACUUGCCAUAUAACAUAUAGCCUUUCAUCUGAGCACUUUUUACGAGCGUGCAAGAACUACAAUUCAUGAAGCACUACUUGAACUCGGUGUCUAUUUGAACCUACAGACCUGCAGAUCCUGCAGUAUUACCCACUACACUUGUGAAGAUGUUACUAACCUCUAAUGUCUUUUCACCUGCUGAAAGGUAAGUAGGGUCAAAUCGUACAAAAUAUGUACACUGCAGACUGCUUGUUAGCAGUUUGAGCACUACGAGGCUAUCUGGGUGAAAUUGAUGAAUUCAGGCUGAAAUAUUCAUAUCAGCCUCCAGGCUGAGCCUAUAAAGCUUUAUCUCGGCUGAUUUAUUCCUAGUUAACACAUGAACUUCUGUAAAGGUUAUAAGUCAGUAAGCAGUUUCUUGAAUAAACCUGCUCCGUUGUUGUGCUUAAAACAACAAAAUGUUGAGGCAUAGUAUCUGGGCGUUCAAAAGGCGCGUACACUAGAGUCUAAAUUUACUCAUUUAUUAACGCUCAGGACUAAAAACGUUUUUUUUCAUUUUAUAAUCGUCCUGGGUACAGGAUUCGUCAGAGGAAAGGUCUCCGACCAAAAAUGUUUGCAUGGUAAUGUAUUAUGGCUGAUGUUUGAACGUGCCACCCAACUUGCCUCGAGAAGGUUAACCUGUGGCAGGCAUAGUGACCCUGUAACAAGGGCUGCGCUUCCCACGACAAUCAAAGAAUCAAUUUGAAACAAACAGGCUGCAGCUCUAACGGAGAGGCCUUUUGGAAUACAGUAGGUGGGCUAACUCAUGAAAUGUCGGCCGAAAUUUCGAGGUACGUUCUCGUUUCGAAAAGAUCACUUAGGCAAGGUUUUAAAACUAAUCAAUAUGCAGCAUAAUUCUACAAAGAUCUAGUUACCUUACGGUUUCGGCUUUUGAAAGAACGUUUUUACAACUGCAUGCAAGAACUAUACUCGGCAACAAAUGACUGCCUAAGUGGCAUGAAUUUUUCGCAUUGAUUUUCAAUGUCCAUAAAAUUUCAAAUAUAUUUCAUGGAAAGCAUGCAUAAAGAUAUUCAUUCUCUUGCUCAUUCGGUAGAUAAUUACGUAUUCUAUCAAUUUUGUACUCAAACGAGGAGCAUAAUUCGGUUCGAAAAAGUUUGUAAUUGUGGGAUUUUUUAAUACCGUGAAAUGGCCGUUCAUAAAACGUCGUGUCUCUGCAUUUACCAUUGUGGAUUGUAAUGUUAACAAUUUGGAUCAAAACAACUGCUUCAUUUAAUGAACCCCACAUAGUAUCCUCUUAAUACGGUACAGAAAUGUAUGGUUUUCCGUACACGGAAAAUAUACGGCCUAUAGUUUUGAAACCCUGAAUGAAAGUCUAACAGCAGGUCGGGUUCAAAAUUAUUCGCAAAUUAGCAAAGUUUUUUUUGAAUUGAAUUGUACUCUUUUUUCGAACAUAAAAUUGAAAGAAGACGUGACUUUCUACCGACUAAGUAAAAGAAUGAAUAUUUAUAUGCAUGUUUUCCAAGAAAUAUAAUCGAAUUUUUAAGUACAUCGAAAAUCAAUAAAAAAGUGCAUGCUACUUAAGUAGUUAUUUUGUGCAGAGCAUUACUCUUGCAUGCAGUCAAAAAUAAGUUCGUUCGAAAGAAAGCACCCUGAGGUGACUGGAUCAUUGUAGAAUUAUGCUGCAUCGGGAUUAGUUUUACAACCCUAAUUAAUUAAUCUUUAUAAAAGAGAACGGAUUUUGAAAUGGCAGUUGACAUUUCAUGAUUUAGCCCACCUGCUAUACAACCCGUGAUCACAUACUUCUGGAAUGAAAACUUCACUCUAGUACACUUCACUAUUUUUUGCGAUGAUCCGGGUGUAGGACAUCCAAUUAACUUGAGCUCUCCUGGAGACCGUGUCUUACGUUGGUGGUAGAAGGGGUUUAACAGGUAGGGCAACACACAAGACGGAGAGUAAAAAACACAGAAAAUAGACAAAUUUCUGUCAAAAGUCUUAUCGUGCACUGUGAUUUGGCAAAGAUUGUAAGCGCAAUAAUUAAAAUAUCCACUACAAGCAAUUAUCAAGAAAUUCCGGACUCUAAAUAAAGCGCUGCCGGUAAGUCUGCAUUCGUCAGGAAGAUGACAGUCUCACUGAAUUGAAAUAUAUAUUUUUGUUGUUGCCAUCUACUUAAUGGGUUAACACUCUUUCGUCACAUGGUAUUUUUAUAACUACUUUAUUUCGACUGUCCACCCAAGCAAACUAGUCCAUACUUAAGUCAAAUGCACUGCCUGUAUCCAGCCCGGGGAAUUUAAUUGCAAUCAGCACUUUAGAUUCAACUGCAUAAAAAGCCAUCUGUUUCAGCUAACAUUUCUUAUUCAGUCUUCAAACGGCAGGAGAAGGUGAUUAUGCAAAGUAAAACAAUCCUAAGUAAUGGCGAUCAGCACAAAAGGAAAUAAGCUCCGCCGUCAGGAAAUUAUUAGUCUGCUCCCCCUCACCGUAGAGCCUAAACGUAAAAAGUGGAUAUUAAACCGGGGCAUUUGCGGGGCGCUUGAUGACAAGAUUCAAAAACGCAAAAGAAUUGCAAACAUAUAAAUCAGUGUUGACGUUUAUUUCUCACGUGCGCCUAAUUUAAACAAACUGCUUCCGAGAGCAGUCUAAUAGACAAUGGGAUUGUCAGCGGACUCGAAGUCUUUAUGGCACCUGGUACCUUAACUAUAGUGAAUACCGGACUUAAGUUUCCUAAAGUGCAAAUCUUACUCAACAAAGUAGAACCCAGUCAAGACCUGUGGCGUCAAGGUCACAAGCAGGGUAUUUGCUGAGGGAGAGCUCCCUGUGUCUGAGUAUCCACCUGGUGUAACAUUUGCGAACGCUAAAGAAACGCGAUGUCGUGAAGUAAACUUCCGAAAAUUUGUUAUUUCAGAUGUGGGCGCGAAAGCUACAGCCUACGCUUACACUAAAUUGUCAGGCAGGUGCAAAGUUUCCCACAAAACUGUCAGAGCAGUUAUCUUGCUGGCAAGCCCUUGACUCUUCUCGGAAAUCUACUUCCAAACUCGAAAAAAAUUCUGCGCCACCAACACCCUCUGGUUCGAUUCAGAGGUUGAGACGAAUAUCUGAGCUGAAAUUCAUCGGCUUGGGCUAAGUGGUUCUGCGAUGGUUAUAUUCUUCUCAUAGUUAGAUAGUAAUAUAUACUUUAUCACGGAUUUACCAUAUUCGCAGAAUGACCAACAACUAAAAACACCAGCGCACACGUUUUACCGAACGCCUGACGCUAAUUGACACAGCUUCGAGAGGGGUUAAUGAGUGCCCAACGUUCGUAUAUCACGUCCUGAUGUGACAAAAGGGUCUGAUUAAUAGGUGUUUUGGCAGAAUUUGAAUAGUUUAUUUUGACCUAACUGUGAAAAACUCGGCUGUACUCAAAUCUGGGGUCACAUCCCACCAAGGUGGCCGAGUUUUCGCAGUUGGGUCAAAAUUAUUUAUUCUAAAUCUGUCAAAACCCCCUUUAUUACCUGGUUGUCACUCCGAUGAAUUCUAAACUGCAUACUUUGGAAAUUCUGCUUGUACAGUCAACUUACUGUAUCAGAUUUGGUGGAUCACAGACGUUGCAGUAGGUUGGGUGGGUAACUUCGCCUAAAUGGGCUUAAACUCACGGCUCUUGGUAGGGCCUUUUAGCUCAGGUGGCCAGAGCGCUGACUGUACUAAAGCCUUCCCCCUACUGCGUGGGUUCGAAUCCCACCAAGUUUGCCAAAGUUUUCACAAUUGGGUGAAGUUGAAAAAUGUCUGACCUGAAAGAUUAGUGCAGAUACCAGAAAGCCUUUAAGGGUGGGGGGCACCGAAUCGACGAAGUGUGCAUGUAUGGGCUUUUAUCUAGCGCACGCGCCGUCAGCAUGUAGGUGUAUACUAUGCCAGGACCAGCAGACCAUGGCCCUCGCCGCCUGGUAUGCGCUGGCAGACCCUGUCGGCAGAUACGCUUACGCUUCCACUAAGUAUACAGGUCGUGAGCAUAGGUGCCCACUCUUACUCGUCCUCCACCAGACCCGUUGCGGUGUUGUUGUUGUCGGUCAAAAUUCCAACCAAGUGCAAUGUGGACCAGGGGGUGUGGUGGCCCACCUAGGUGCGGGUCUGGCCGCGCCUGCCGCCUGCUUCCUUUCCGCCUCCGGUCAUCUUGAUUCUGUCUUGACACAGGGUCCAGGUGGGGAGUGGGAGGGAGAGAGUGCGGUAGAUGCUGUGCAAGCCCACUAUCACUAUAAACUUAAUCACACCCAAGUGACGGUGCCCGCUUCACUUUGCUGUGGGCACUCGGCGGGCAUGGUCGGCAACGACGGUAAAUCAAUCAGGUUUAGUACUGUUGAACCGCCGAGGUAGGAGAUACUGUCCCUUGACCUGCAUUCCACCAUAUCCUGCGAAACGCUAAGAAUCAUACUUUUUACCUUUUAGCUCCAAAUACUGGUGGAAUUAUCAGUAAGUUUGUUGACUAAUUUCCUACAUAGAAGUGACAAAUCAAUUUUAAUGUCAACAUUUUCUCAUGAACGGACGUAAAUCUGCCUACGUAAGUUUUGAACGACCCUGGUGUUCCUAGCGUCAUUUUUCCACAUUUACACUCAUCCCUUUGACUUGCCCAACCCCUCUGCGUGCCAAUUUUUCCAUCUUUCAUAAAUUAUGCUUUCAAAUUCAUACUUUCUAUGGUUAAUUUGUGUGCAUUAAACGAUGACCUUGCAGUUUUUGCAUCGAUUAUAUUCUGUGGGAAUUCAAAUAUCUGUAUCUGUCUCAUUUGUUAUCUCUGUUAUACAGUGACAGGUUGCACUUGAUAAGCCGUCCCGAAAUCUCUUGUUUCCAAUACCUUGGCGUGCUGGUAAAGCAUGCUCCGAAGCGGGACUGUAGGAGGAAGAGGCGGGUGAGGAGGAGGCGGGGGAGGAGGAGGAGGAGGAGGAGGAGGAGGAGAAGGAGGAGGAGGAGGAGGAGGAGGAGGAGAAGGAGGAGGAGGAGGAGAAGGAGGAGGAGAAGAAGAAGAAGAAGAAGAAGAAGAAGAAGAAGAAGGACGAGGAGAAGGAGGAGGAGGAGGAGUAA